UGAACUUCCACCAAAAAAUAUUCUUCAAAGGACUUACGGUGCGCGUAACCCACGGGUCUUUAUCAUUGUCUGUGCCCCGUUGUGUAAGUCCUAAGGGGCAAGGUGAAGUGUCGUGUUAGUCCUACAAGACAAGUAUUUUGUGUGCUGGUGUGAUUCGGUGGAAGUGAUCGGGGACCGGUGAUGUAGAAACUCGAAACGAGACAGUCUGAAAGGGAAAGUGCUCAUGUUGAUGACAUUCAAGGGAGACAAGUGGGUUCAUACUGUGCUACUGCUGUCCCCUUUGUUGCUAGGGUGAAUUUUUAUUUACUAACGUCAGCUUGUGGUGUGUUGAUCUUUUGCAUGGGGUAGGAAAGAGAAUGCCCUGAAGCGAGGUUGACUGGAGCUAAAGGGGAGAUUCUUGACCAAUGACAAAUGAGUUCAAAGGUUGAGUUCAGCCACCUUUAAUAAGUAGGUUACAUCUAGAAUAAUAAAUAUAGAAAUUAUUUAUUUUCGAUAUGGGAUGGUUGAUAAUCCGAACCAAAAAAAGGUUCACUCAGCUGUUUCUACAUGUUUGUGAACAUUGUUUAGUAUCAGGUGCUCAUUUUAUUUAUAGCAAGCUAAAACAGUUCUAUUGCUGCCCACAUAUACUACUUACCAGCUAAGUGCUAUUUCUUAUUUUUAUACCGUUUUUUCUAUUGUUUUGUUCGCUGACGAAGGCUUUCUGCAGAUACGUUCGCUGUUUUGUUGCGUAUAUUUUUUCAGGUUUAACCCUACUCUGUUUUACUCAUGUUAUUUUGUACUAACCUGAUUGCAGUCUCUCCCCUUAUUACCCCUAAAACAGUUGGAACAUUUCUGGAAGGUAAUUUCAAUGUUGACGCAAUGCGCCAUUUGAGCCAAUCGAACUCUGAUAUCUUUUAUUUAUUACAGAACUGAGUGAAAUUGUUACAAAAUGUUACAAAAUUUUAGCCAAUCGAACUCUGAUAUCUUUUAUUUAUUACAGAACUGAGUGAAAUUGUUACAAAAUGUUACAAAACUUUAGCCAAUCGAACUCUGAUAUCUUUUAAUUAUUACAGAACUGAGUUCAAUUGUUACAAAAUGUUACAAAAUUUUAGCCAAUCGAACUCUGAUAUCUUUUAUUUAUUACACAACUGAGUUCAAUUGUUACAAAAUGUUACAAAAUUUUAGCCAAUCGAACUCUGAUAUCAUUUAUUUAUUACACAACUGAGUUCAAUUGUUACAAAAUGUUACAAAAUUUUAGCCAAUCGAACUCUGAUAUCUUUUAUUUAUUACACAACUGAGUUCAAUUGUUACAAAAUGUUACAAAAUUUUAGCCAAUCGAACUCUGAUAUCUUUUAUUUAUUACAGAACUGAGUGAAAUUGUUACAAAAUGUUACAAAAUUUUAGCCAAUCGAACUCUGAUAUCUUUUAAUUAUUACAGAACUGAGUUCAAUUGUUACAAAAUGUUACAAAAUUUUAGCCAAUCGAACUAUGAUAUAUUUUGUUUAUUACACAACUGAGUUAAAUUGUUACAAAAUGUUACAAAGAUUCCCCAAAAAAAUUAUUUGAUGAUUUCUAACCAUCCUUUUUAACACAAUUUUUAAACAAUCUUAUUCAUCAAUAUUUCUUACCAUCUUAUUCAUCAAUAUUUCUUACCAUCUUAUUCAUCAAUAUUUCUUACCAUAUUAUUCAUCAAUAUUUCUUACCAUCUUAUUCAUCAAUAUUUCUUAUCAUCUUAUUCAUCAAUAUUUCUUACCAUCUUAUUCAUCAAUAUUUCGUACCAUCUUAUUCAUCAAUAUUUCUUACCAUAUUAUUCAUCAAUAUUUCUUACCAUCUUAUUCAUCAAUAUUUCUUAUCAUCUUAUUCAUCAAUAUUUCUUACCAUAUUAUUCAUCAAUAUUUCUUACCAUCUUAUUAAUCAACAUUUUUUUAGUGUCAUUUAAUAAUCAUGACUUUAUCUGAGUGGAUUCAACAGUUAUGGCCAGGUAGUACGGCUUGGACGUGAUCGUUACGUCAUUACCAUCAGGACAAUGAUGGUAGGCUGUCGCCUCGUGGUCAUCUUGUCCUUGUUCAUGCUGGUCAUUCCCAGUACAGGUAAGGCCAUACUGUUACGUGUUAGUGACCACUUCAUCUCCCACAAUCCGAACUGGACGAUCCUUAUACAAAUGUUCUAGUGCUAUAAAAGAAAAUAAAAUCGUAAAAUAUAAAAAAAGGAUACGUUUAGUACUAAUAUAUUAAAAUGAUAGGCUUAUGGACCUCAUUUUGGUGCGACAAGGGGUCUUAUCCCCCCUGGAAUUGUAGGUUUCAUUUAAAAUGCCAUGUACUGCGGCACACAGUAAAAAAAAAGUUAAAAGAAAAAAAAAGUGUAUGAUUUUUCUUCACCCCCCCCCCCCCCAAGGAAAAAAUGUAAUGAUGUCCGUGGCUAGAAAUGUAUAUUAUUAUUGCCGUCCAGCCCCUAGUGAUUUUCUGCACUAACUUGUAGCUUCUCUAUUGGGUGAAAGACCAUAAAGGAUAUCUCUCUACUUAUCCCCGGCUGUGUCCUCUCUCUCUAUCAAUAUCUUGUCUCAUCUAAUGUAAAUGAAGAGAUAUCGAAACUCAUCUAUCGAAACUCAUCUAUCGAAACUCAUCUAUCGAAUUGCAUUCAUAAACAGAAAAAAAAAAUUAUCGAAAUAUUAUUUUCCAAAUAAAAUUUAUUUCAAUUGAAGACAAACUGUAACCAAUAGAUUAUUUAUUGGCCAUCGAUCCCAGAUGGCGCAUCUUGUGCGUUUCCGGCUGACCUGACUGGGGAUUGGUGGUCUUCAAAGAAAGGGGAGGUCACUUUCACGACCACAACUUUAAGCAAUUACAACCCUUGCAGGAAACCCGAAGACUGCUCGGGGGUUACCUCCACUUGGACGUGUUUAGCAAGCUCAGGGAAUAAAUAUUUCAUCAGGUCAGUCAGCCAACGUCAAUCUUACAUCAAUGCAUACCCUGAAUAGAAUCAACUUAAAUCAAUACAUGUAAUGAAUAAGACCUACUGAUUAGCUUUCAGAUCAUGAGGUUCAGCUUUAAUCGGAUCAGUUUAGAUCGUCUCUUAACUGGAUAGGUCUAAAACAAAACAAAAAUACAGCUAACCGGGAAUGACUCAGCACUUUAGAGUUUAUGUCUAAUUUAAAAUGCAUGAACAACAUAGCUGUCAAUCAGGGACAUAUUGUAUAGUUGUACAAUUUAGACCCCGCCCACCCACCAAAACCCCCCCCCCCCCCCCCCCCCCCCCCCCCCCACACCCACACCACACCCCCCACUAAAACAAAACAAAAAUACAGCUAAACAGGAAAUACUCAGCACUUUAGAGUUUAAGUCUAAAUUAAAAUGCAUGAAACACAUAACCGUCAAACAGGGACAAAUUGUAUAGUUGUACAAUUUAGACCCCGCCCACCCACCAAACCCCGCCCCCCCCCCCCACACACACACACAAACUUUUUUAUGAGAAUGCAAAACCGAUGGUUCAGCUUUGGAUCACGAUCCACCAUUGAUUAUCUGAUCAAUUUAAAUAAUAGGAUACUAUAAUGAGAUAUUGUUCUAACGGCAUUGAGAAAUAUUUAACGUCUGCCUUGACACUACGGUUUGCCACCCUAUUUCCUGUUAUUGAUGCCAUGUUAUUGAUGCCCAGGUAUUGACGCCCUGUUAUUGAUGCCCUAUAACUAAUGCCCUGUUAUUGAUAACCUGUCACUGGUGCCCUGUUUAUAACUCAUUGUCGCACCUCUGUAGGAGUGAUCCAUUUGAAGUCCCAGGCACAGGAACAACUGCAUACGUGUAUGCAUGCCUGUACAUGUACAGACUGAGCAGUACAAAGUACUUGGCUUACCAGGGACCGAAGGGUAAGUUAUGCAUUGGUUGCAUCCUAAUUAAUGUCUAAACGAAUCUUACCAUUUAUAUUCUUUUCCUGUUUUCCACGUAAGGGUUUUAUUCAGAUCUGUAACCUUUAACUGAUAUCCACAUGAGGGAUUUAUUCAGAUAUGUAUCAUUUCCUUGAUUUCCACAUGAGGACUUUAUUCAGAUCUGUAACAUUUCCCUGAUAUCUACAUGAGUGAUUUAUUCAGAUCUGUAUCCUUUCCUUGAUAUCGACAUGAGGGAUUUAUUCAGAUCUGUAUCCUUUCCUUGAUAUCCACAUGAGGGAUUUAUUCAGAUCUGUAUCCUUUCCUUGAUAUCGACAUGAGGGAUUUAUUCAGAUCUGUAUCCUUUCCUUGAUAUCCACAUGAGGGAUUUAUUCAGAUCUGUAUCCUUUCCUUGAUAUCGACAUGAGGGAUUUAUUCAGAUCUGUAUCCUUUCCUUGAUAUCCACAUGAGGGAUUUAUUCAGAUCUGUAUCCUUUCCUUGAUAUCGACAUGAGGGAUUUAUUCAGAUCUGUAUCCUUUCCUUGAUAUCCACAUGAGGGAUUUAUUCAGAUCUGUAUCCUUUCCUUGAUAUCCACAUGAGGGAUUUAUUCAGAUCUGUAUCCUUUCCUUGAUAUCCACAUGAUGGAUUUAUUCAGAUCUGUAUCCUUUCCUUGAUAUCCACAUGAGGGAUUUAUUCAGAUCUGUAUCCUUUCCUUGAUAUCCACAUGAGGGAUUUAUUCAGAUCUGUAUUCUUUCCUUGAUAUCCACAUGAGGGAUUUAUUCAGAUCUGUAUUCUUUCCUUGAUAUCCACAUGAGGGAUUUAUUCAGAUCUGUAUCCUUUCCUUGAUAUCCACAUGAGGGAUUUAUUCAGAGUCGUUUUUUAAAAUUCUCAGUUUUUUUUUUCUCUGUUGUGUUUGUUGUCCUCAAAGUCUUCCAGCCGAAGUGUCCACCGUUUUGCGCUGUAUUAUUCAGGUUUUCCUCGGCCAUGUGUGCUACCAUCUGUGUUAGCUACCGUUGUGUGUUUACUACCAUGUGUGUUUGCUACCAUGAGGAUAUGAUAACAACCAAACAAUAUGAAACUAGAUUACAUGUGUGUCAAUGAUGUCAAUCCAAAGUAGAUGACGUAUAUUUCUCAAGCAGAACAAUUUAUGGAUUCUUUCAACUGCAGCCGAGAGACAGCAACCCUACAACGAUUAUGUCAUACCAAGCCGGAGUCUGACGUACGCACUGUCUGACCUGUGUGACCUGGACGAGAACGCCUUGCCUGCCAGCCGACACAACCUGUUCAUUCGAAAUGGUACGUCUGACGUAUGGGCAUUAUGGUAGGUCUCAUGCAUGGGCAUUAUGGUAGGUCUCAUGCAAGGGCAUUAUGGUAGGUCUCAUGCAAGGGCAUUAUGGUAGGUCUCACGCAAGGGCAUUAUGGUAGGUCUCACGCAAGGGCAUUAUGGUAGGUCUCACGCAAGGGCAUUAUUGUAGGUCUCAUGCAUGGACAUUAUGGUAGGUCUUACGCAUGGACAUUAUGGUAGGUCUCAUGCAUGGGCAUUAUGGUAGGUCUCAUGCAAGGGCAUUAUGGUAGGUCUCACGCAAGGGCAUUAGUGUAGGUCUCACGCAAGGGCAUUAUGGUAGGUCUCAUGCAUGGACAUUAUGGUAGGUCUCAUGCAUGGACAUUAUGGUAGGUCUCGCGCAAGGGCAUUAUGGUAGGUCUCACACAUAGGCAGUAUGGUAGGUCUCAUGCAUGGGCAUUAUGGUAGGUCUCACGCAUGGGCAUUCAUAACACCGCGGAGAUUAUCCGAAGUCACUAGGUUUGGAGAACUAUUUUUUCAUAUAGCCCAACACAAUCACGAAAAUAUUGCGUUAAAGCAGUUAGCAUAUACAAUGUCAUAUAUGUUUUAUCGUAUACACGUAUGGUAACUUGUUGUACCAUAUAUUAUUAUGUAAAGCUAUUAUCUAUUUCCCGCUAUUUAAAAUUUUAUUCAACCUGGAUUGUUCGACAGGAAUCAGAACUGUUUGUAUGCAACAUAUCCAUGCGCCACAUUGUGUUGACGAGAAGAGUGCGCUUUUUUUAACGACUGUGGCAUUUCGGAUAACCUUCAUUCCGUAUAAUCAAAUGGAAGUGGCUAUUCGCACCCGGGUACCAGAAGUGAGAGGUUGGGAUUGAAAAAGUAUUUAAAAUAGUAUUUUUUGGGUUUGUAAGAAAAAAAUGAGAUAUCAAAUGACAGAUAAUUGAAUGGAAUAUAAUGUUAGUAAACUUAAUUCUUCAGUUUAACUAAAAUAAACUACACCAAAUGACGUCAGAAUAGCAUUUAAUCAAAAUGGACCUGGACACGCAUCGUCACCAUUUGUACCCGGGUCCCAUUAGUCAUUGUUAUUCUGCAUUCUGUAAAGGGAAAGUGACAAGGCCGAGCCUUGUUGAUUAAGUAACUAUCUGAAUAUUUCCCUCCCGUUUAAUCAGGGUUCUUGGCUCUGAUGUUGAUUAGCGACAACGCUUGUAAAUGUUGUGCUAAGGGCCACAAAAGUACCAUCAAGCGGCCCUUACGAAAGUUUGAGUUUAGCACUCCUGGGUUAAUUACUCCUUCCGGGAGUAUUGUCCAAAUGACGUAUUAAAUAAGUUACUUUUUGGCCUGCCUGCCUCAUUUUUUUAAAAUUCAUUUUGGCUUUCACUAUUUCGAUGAGGAAGGCAUUAUGCCAAUACGUGCGUUGGUUUAUUAUUUUUCUAAAGUAAGAAAAUCUAUUUCUUUCAUUUUUUCCGAAUACAUGUAUUUCUGAUUCCCAUUAACUAAACAAGUCUUUGGUAUCAUUCUCAAUAUUUUCUUAAUAUGUAAAACAAACCGGAAGAGUAGCUGGUGUCCAGCUGCCCAUAUCUUGUAGAACAUUAGCUGUCCAUAUCUUGUAGAACAUUAGCUGUCCAUAUCUUGUAGAACAUUAGCUGUCCAUAUCUUGUAGAACAUUAGCUGUCCAUAUCUUGUAGAACAUUAGCUGUCCAUAUCUUGUAGAACAUUAGCUGUCCAUAUCUUGUAGAACAUUAGCUGUCCAUUUCUUGUAGAACAUUAGCUGUCCAUAUCUUGUAGAACAUUAGCUGUCCAUAUCUUGUAGAACAUUAGCUGUCCAUAUCUUGUAGAACAUUAGCUGCCCAUACAUGUCGACGAUUAGCUGUCCAUAUGUUGUAGACCAUUAGCUGUUCGUAUCUUGUAGCCCAUUAGAUGUCCAAUAUACUGUAGACCAUUAGCUGUCCAUAUCUUAUAGAACAUUAGCUGCCCAUAUCUGUAGACGAUAAGUUGUCCAUAUUUUGUAGAACAUUAGCUGUCCAUAUCUUGUAGAACAUCAGCUGUGCAUAUCUUGUAGACAAACAGCUCCAUUUUUUAAUGCUACUCUACAUUGCAAUAUAUGCAAACACAUCAUUUUCUCUCACUGAAGAUUCCACUCUGUCCGCCGAGACCACGUGCCCCGCCGAACUUCUGGGAAACUACAUGAGUGACAACAAUGGCCAAUGCAAUGUGACAGUUGACGUCUGCACGGACAGGAAGCGGAUCGCCGUGGAUAACAUGGGGUGUGACGAUGACAACGACACCAGCGAUAACAUGUUUUUCACAGGUAGCUCCUUCAAUGGCUUAUUGUACACUAGUAUAUUAAGCUGGUCUUAAAUGAAAGUGUUUUGUAUUGCCUAUGGGUGCUGGGUGGCCGGUUGGUCUAAACUGAGGAAAUCUUAAGUCAAAAAAUCACAAGCACCCCGGGUGGAUAGGAAUCGUUAACCUUGGAUGACAACUCAUCUAAGAUAAGGCAACUCUGAAUUCAAUCUCCGUAGGCGGAUAACGUUAGAACAAUGAGACAUUCCGGCCACUCCUGAGACGCCACUUGUGCCAAGCUGCAUCAUCCAAACGAUUUUCCCUUGGGUUAUCCAGCGGCGUGCAGCGAUGCGAUUUGCAGUUGGGAACCACCAUAUAAGUCUAGAAGAACAAUCCCUUGUGGAUUUCUUUCGAAUUGAAUUAACCCAGUGCUACAAUAAAAAGCGCCAAAGAGUCAGAGCCGUAGGUAGGAUUAACCCUCAAAAGACGAAAUGGGUGAUGAAAAUAUAACGUAUAUGUAUAUAUGAAGAAGUAUAGUUUUAGUUAUAUGUACAUGAAAAUGUUAAAGGUUGGUCGGAGAUACUAGUUUUAGAGGACUGUAAUCCCAUCCCAUCUGAUCCAAAUCACAUUCUAAAGUCGUCCCCAUCAUAUCCAUCAUCUCAUUCCUAUCUCAAUCUCAUCACAUCGUCAUCAAAUCCUUAUCCCCAUCACAUUUCCAUAACAUCCUCAUACUUCGAGCCAUUUGUUAAGAGGUGAAAACACUGAAAAUAUGUUUCGUGUUAGCGUGUUCCUCUAUCAUGCUAGAGUCAUUAGUAAAGUUUAGUUCGAUGUGCAACAUGCAAUGGGGAAUUCAGAAAAUUAUACAAAAUGGUCUGAUGUAGACGAGACGCGAAAGAUGUUUGCAAUGAAGAAGUAAAGAUUUUUUCUUAAAAGAUAAUUUCAAGACUUGGUUAUUCUUUUAAAAAAAGUCGAGAAUCUUUGCUAUAAACGAUAGAGGAAAAUCAUUCGACCCAGCCAUAGAUAAUGAGGGAUGAAGAGUGUGUACGAACCAAGAUAUAUAUCAAUUAUUCGAAGACCCAAUCAGAGUCGCAGUAAUUAAGUGGCGUGCUGAGAUGCAUAGGACACCUUGAGACGAUGUCGGGUUUUAGAGAAGCGAAAGUGAACUACAGAAAGAAACCUUGGGGCAUACGGCUCAUAGGAUGACCAAGACUGAGAUGGAUCUACUAUGCAGAGAUGGAAUUACAUGAGCUGUGAGUCCACGCAUGGAGACGUGAAACUAUGGAUCAGUGCGAGUGGGAGGAUGUGGUAAGCAGGCCAGAGCCCCACGUUGGCUGUAGUGCCACUGAUGAUAAUGGUAUCUUAAAAAGAAAUGGUAUGAACCUACACUAUCACUACCCCCCUCCCACACGCAAACAAAUUUUACAAAGGUUUGCCACUAACGUAAUCGUUUUUUAAAGUCACAUUGUCACUUUAUGAAGACAUAUUGUCAUUUUAUGAAGACACAUUGUAGCUUUAUGAAGACAUAUUGUCAUUUUAUGAAGACACAUUGUCACUUUAUGAAGACAUAUUGUCAUUUUAUGAAGACACAUUUUCAAUUUAUGAAGACACACAAUUGAUAAAAUUGUUAUACACAUAAACUUGUUGAACGUUGGUUCACAGGAAACGGAACCCUGUCGUGUGUUUACAGCCUGCAGGAAAGGGCAACAACUUACGUCACUUUGUACAGCAUAGAGGAUCGACAUAACGACAGUCUGACUAUAACUUUCACUUGCAUUGUACGUUUUUCUUAUGAACUUUUUUGUAUACUUUAAAUGUUAACACUUUUAAUUGAUAUUUAAACAUUCUUAUGUAGUUUUUUUUAUUAGGUUUUUAUGUCUAUAUCUCUUUUAAAUAGUUGUUGUUUAUAUAGUUUUAUAUAAUUUUGUAAAAACUUGUUUAUAUAGUGUUAACAUAAUUUUUAUACAGUUGUUUAUAUGGUUACUAAUUUUUUUUUUAAAGUCGUUUUAUUCGUUUUAGAAUAAUGAUAAGAGCCUCCAGAGGGGUAAAAGAAUCAGAGUUAGGUAAACUUAAACCUCUUACUAUUAAGAUAUUGUCUUCAGAAUUUUUAAAAGAGAUUUUCCCAAUAGUUAUCAGAAUAUAAACAAUGUAUAACCUAAUACUUGGAUGUUUAUGUCAUUUACCGACACUCGAGUGCUUUUAAAUAGAUUAUAAACAUCUCUUUACAAAAUCUUUCUCACAUUUCUGUCAAUUUCUCAGUCCAUCACACUGAACGACAGCACAGUUCUGAUCCGUCAGGCACCGAAUGAAUGCUACAAGCUGGACGAAACCGUCAGGGAAUACCAGCUGGAGCCCAACUGUAAGUGUAAACAAUAAUGCUAAACUAUAUCAUUAGAACUCUGAGGCCACCUGUUAGUGUAGCAAGUCAAGCUAAAUUAAAUAGAACUUCCGUCAUUUGUAUUCUUGUGGAGUGUUCUAUUUAAUUCAAGGUUUGGCCAACAUUUUAAGGCGGCGGGCCAAAUUUCAGAAAUAAUAUUUCCUCCCGGGCCAUGCAACUAAGAAAGAGGUAUUUAAAAAAAAAAAACUUUGAAGAAAAAAAAUAUAUUAUUGAGAAUUAAACAUAUUUAAUAGACAAUUUUAAAACAUUUAAAAGUGAGACAUCUGGCUUAGUUUUGCAGAACUAAGUUGCAUCCAAAUUGAUCUUGACUGAUGUUGCCGCUGCACGCAAACAGUUUUCCAAAUGAACAUCAGUAAUUCGUGUUCUCACUUAUGAUUUGCUGUGCUUCAUCGACUUUAAUCCCGCUCCCAUGCAUAAAUGUUUAAAAAUAACGAAACCAUCGACAGAGCAUGUUUGUAAAACGCAGGGUAAUUAUCCUUGUCCAAAUACCUUUUAUAGAACUCUUUUAAACCAACUUGGUGGAAUUUCUUCUUUAACUAUGCACACACAAAAUUUUACAGUGUUCCAUCUGUAAUCUUCCUGACAAUAAAUUCACACCUACCGAAAAUUUUAUUGCAAAUGCACAAAAAAUUAAAUUAUAUUUUUAUAAAUUCUGAAAUGUGUUUUUAAAUUUGACGCUUAAGUCAGGUAGCAAAGAAGCGUAUUGAUCCGCCGCCUCCUGUGUGACGUCUAGCAGCGUCCAGUGUGACGUCUAGCAGCGUCCAGUGUGGCGUCUAGCAGCGUCCAGUGUGACGUCUAGCAGCGUCCAGUGUGACGUCUAGCAGCGUCCAGUGUGACGUGUAGCAGCGUCCAGUGUGACGUCUAACAGCGUCCAGUGUGACGUCUGGUUGCAAUGAAAAUUUAGGAAAGGGAACAAAGUUUUUUUUUCCUAAACUGUUGUUCGAAAAUACCAAACUUCAUUUCAAAUGUAGAAAUAUGAUCAUAUAUAUCUUAUUAAUUAAUUGAUCUUUCCCUUGUAGACGAUUAUUGACGUCAUUUAGGUGGCUAGUUAUAUCAACAAUAAAAGCAAAGUCCCAAACUCACUCUUUGUCUUCAUACUCUUGGAGACUUGCUUGCAAAGAAUGAAUGUAUUUCUUGUUGCAACUCUAACAUUUUUUUUCAACAGUUAAAAUGUAACGUCAUUAUAAUCUAAGUCCAAAGACUUUAGAAAUUCUUGGAACUGACGGUCAUUCAACCCGUUCGACUUGAUGAACAUCAUUAUUUUGACGACCACUUUCAUGACCCGCUCCAUUUUGAAGGACUCCGAACAUAAGCUCUCCUGUCCGACAAGUUGUUAAGUUGUAACGAAAAGCGAUGCAAUGUCAACGUAUCUGCCUCUAACAAAUCUCGUGACCUUGUUGUUUCCUUAAGUGGAUACAGUGCCACAAAAUCUUCAGUCUUUUUUUUAAUAUGAACAUAAAUACACCUCAUAAAAAUUGCCAGUUGAGCAGUAUCUGCCAUAUCUGUGCUUUCAUCCAGUGUUAGAGUUGGUCAGUAUCUGCCAUAACUGUGUUUUCAUCCAGUGUUAGAGUUGGUCAGUACCUGCCAUAUCUGUGCUUUCAUCCAGUGUUAGAGUUGGUCAGUACCUGCCAUAUCUGUGCUUUCAUCCAGUGUUAGAGUUGGUCAGUACCUGCCAUAUCUGUGCUUUCAUCCAAUGUUAGAGCGUAAUUAUAACCUCGGAUUCUCGACGUUUCAAAUUAUCUUCAAUAUGUUUUCCAAUGUUCGUCCACAGGCCUAAUAUUAGUCCGACAAGACAGUCAUAUUUUGGUGAAAUCUUUCUUCUUUUCUCGACAUAGAAUUUCAACGACGCUCUACAAACAUUCCUUAACCAUUUCACCAUCUGAAUAUGUAUUCGAUUUUUUGCUAUUAUCAUGGCUACUGCAUAGCUAGCUUUUACAUAGCAUGUUGACUCUGAAACCAAUUUAGUGAAUAUUUUUUAUUGUGCAGAUUUUUUUAAAAAGUAAUUUAUUUGGUCUUGUCGAAAUUGCCCUUUGUCCUUAAAAAAAUUAUUUGCAUGUUUAGUCUCAUAGUGCAGUUUAAUUUAUACUCUUUCAAAACAGAAAGAGAUUCUUACAUAUCAAACCUUUUUAUAAAUAUGAUCAAUAUAUAUUUCAACGUCAAUCGCAAAAUCUCUACAGACGCGUUGCCGAUAAACAAACUACAAGAAAAUACGGAAAAUAGUCGAGCUGGACUAACACACAUAUUCUGAGGGUCUGAGAUUACUCACCUAUGACCCCGGCUAGUAAAUUGGCUAUCAACUCUAUCUGUUGAGCUGAGCCAUACAUUUUCAUCACAAAGGUCCUCCGACCGCCCUAGCUUCCCCCGGGAGAUCUAGUGAGGGACAUUCAGUCAACAAGUGCUCUAAAGUCUUCGGGGCCAGGCUGCAGUGCCGGCAGGUAGCAUCCCUGUUGUUGUCCAGCCGCCAGAAAUAUGUCCGCAAGGGGCAGUGCUCGGUGCGCAUCUGCGUCACUAAGCUCUGCUGUCUGCGUCCUAACCCCCACCAUGGGUCGUGUUUGAUAGGAGUUGGCAAGUUUGAAUAGAAGCCUCUGGCGGUCGUGUUGUCUGCCCAUUGCCUGUACCACUUCUGCCUGAAGUUGUCCGCCAGCCAGUUUUUAAUACUCAAAUAAGUCAUUGGUACUUCUGGCUGAGGCUGGGCAGCCCCGGUUUUCGCCAGAGUGUCCGUUCUCUCAUUGUCACUGAUGUUGACGGAGCCAGGUAUCCACUGUAUUGAUACCUUGCCCCUAUUUGCACACAUCAUUGGUGAUGACGUCGACCAAGUGUGUGGUACCUUCUCUCUUCCCCAAGAUCCCUAGAGCCGAUCUUGAGUCUGAGUAAACAACUACAUCAAGCCCCGCAUGUUCCGUCCCUUUCAAUGUGUCAUGAAUUCUCUCCAAGGCCCUGUGUAUAGACACGAGCUCCGCAUCGAAAUUCGAUGCUGCAGUCCCACAGGGCCCCGAGAACUCCUCAAGUUGGUGGUCCUUCCGCUGGAUACAGUAUGAGCGUGCCGUACCCAGCAGUUCUUCUCUCAAGUUGGCAGAGCGGUCCGUGAACACUUUCACUGGUAUGUGUGUGAACACAUCUAUGGUCUCAAGGGCAGCCACUUUUUGAAAAAGUUCAGGGCUACGUUUCGUCACUGCUGCAUCGAUCAAGGUCAAAUGUAUAGAGGUACGUGAGAGUUCCGCAUAUGGCAGAUUAACUGGUAUUAGGGUCAGACUUUCUGUAUUUUGGGGCAGGUCGACUGUCCUUUCCAGCUCCACGACCUGGUGCAUGAAAGAGACCGCUUUAGUCGCCUGCCGCCAAUCCAGUUAUUCUGCAUUUGGAAGGCCAGUUCAUUUUUGCCCAGCCACCGGUACCUCUCUACGGUACUUAAUAUUGAUUUUUCCCUGCUCAUUCGAAGCGUUUCUACAUUGGCUAAGACCUCUACAGCAGCUGUGGCUGUGAUCCUGAAGGCGCCACAGAUGUAUCUCAGAGCCUGAUUUUGGAUUCGGCCCAACUUUUCCAAUGCGGUCUUGCUUGCAAAGGAUUGGACCGGCUUGCUGUAAUCCAUCACCGACCUUACACUGCGUAGGAAUAGAGCUCUAAGCGUUCUUGCGCCCGCACCCCAACUUCUGCAAGCCAAUUUUUUCACCUGAUUGAGUUUAGCGGUUGCCUGGGAGCAGAGGUUUUGUACAAAAUUAUGCAUUUGCACCUUUUGAUCCAACUUGACUCCCAGGUAAACCGGUUGCUUGUCCCAUUUUAGCGCUACAUCGCCCACUUUGAGCUCGAUCUUCUGUUUGAGAAUGGUCCGCCCGUUGGUAAAGAGUGAAUAGACCGUUUUCUCGGUGUUGAUUUCCUGGUGCCACCGCCGCAUGUACCUGUUGAUAGCAGAGAGGUCUUGCUGUAAUAGCGUUUGCAGGCAGUGGACAUCCUUACCGGUACUCCAGUCGAGCUGGACUGAAACUAGUUAUGCACAUGAGCCCGUAGCGCUGCGAGCUUCACGAAGACCACAUAGCAUAUUUGUCGGAAGCUGAAGUUUCAUAUUAAAUUUUAACAUCAUCUAGAGUAGGAACAAAACUAAGUAACCUUGAAUGUCAAAUAGCGGAAUAUUUAAAAUAGCUCAAAAUCAAUGAAUUUUUCAAAAAAAUGCGAGGUAUUACUCAUUGGUCUUAGCUAUAAUUUAGAAAUAUAUGAUGCGGACGACUCGUGGUGUAAUGUUCUUUUGGUGAUGUGUACAAUAAAGUUAAAAUGUAUGUUUUUUAGACCUAGUUCAGCGGGCCGCAAUAUGACUCGCGGCAGGGCUCAUGCGGCCCGCGGGCCUCAUGUUGGCCACCGUGAUUUAAUCGCAUGGCACACUUAACUUCAUUAAUUUGGACGGAUCCCAUUUGAGAUUUAACAAUCAAUAGUAGGUUAAAUGUGUUAAAAUGAUUUCAUGUUUUUCUUUCUCAGAUCUGUGUCGUAAGUAUCUCUUAGAAGUUGUAAGUAUGAGGAACUUCGGAAUGUAAGAUGUAAGUAGGACGGACCAUAGAAUGGUAGAUGUAAGUAGGACGAACCAAAUGAAUGUAAGACGUAAGUAGGACAGACCAAUGAAUUCUUCUUCUUCUUCUUCUAUAUCUUAAGGGCCCACGAUCAAUUUAUUGAUCAUUUUGGCUCCUAUGCAUGUAGAUGGGAUUUGCAAUGUUUCUGUUCCUGGUCAACUACUCCUUUAAAGUGUCUAAAGCAGUGCCACUUUGUGAGGGAAUCAUGCACUGGGGGUUUGAAGGCUUGAGGCAAUAGACACAAAUGUGUCUAGUGUUGUCGCCUCAACCGUUCCUUUUGAAAGAUUGUUCCAGUCCCUGAUUAAGUUGUAAGUACGACGAACCCAUGAAUGUAAGAAUGUAUGUGGGACGAACCAUAGAACAUAAGAUAUUAGUACAGUGGUUCUCAGCCUUCCUAAUGCUGCGACCCUUUAACACAGUUCCUCAUCUUGUGGCGACCCCCGGGUUGAGAAACACUGUGUUAGUAGGACAAAGAAAUUUAUAGUUCACAAUCUGGUAUAAGGGACAUAUAGCCGGUUCAGAUGUAGAUACCUAGGAUUGUACACGAUCUGAUCAAUUAUAAUAAUAAAAACUUACUUUCGGAUACAUCAUUCAAAUAAUUAGUAUAUGUAAAUUAUGUGAAUUGUAGAUACAGAUUGAUAAACAAAACACAACAAUCAUGAUUAAAUAGCAGUCAGGUAUUAGUCAGGUAAAUGCUUUAAUAUGUCAUUUAGUAGAAGGUUAAUCCAUUAAGAAUAUUUGAAUAAGAUAAAUGUAACUGACACAAAUAUAAGGAACUGACACAACUAUCACCAACAAACGCUUUUCAAUAUGUUCUCUCUACAGCCAUUGGUUGUGACUUCUCUGAGAAUCUGCUCGGCUCGUGGACGAGUAACAGGAAAGGGGACCUGGUCAUAUCCCAGAGUUCCAUAGCGGGAUUCCCGCCUUUCGGCCCGGACUGUUUGACAGCCGAGUGUACCACACAGCCGACAGCCUACGAGUGCUACCUAGCCAAAGGUUCUCGAUACUUAGUAAGGUAAAUGAUCCAAAUGUCUAUACUGUACUCUUACGACAGUGGGCCGUAAACUCUUCGAGUGAGACUAUUCCUUGGUCAAAUGGUGAGACGUAUUCACUAAAGUACAUACUUUGGUAGAAUAAUUUGGUAGAAACAAACCAAUAAACAUUGCAUUGGAACUAAGUGGAUUCAAUUGGUCUUAUGUAGGAUAAAUACGUGGUAAGCAGUUGGCAAAGGGCGUAACCUAAUAAUAACAUAAUUAACAGAGUUGGGUGGGGGGUGGGGGUUGUCGAAUCUUGACGAGGUGCGUUCGUGUAUAUUCCCCAUAGAUCAUGGUAUCUUUAAAAUUGUGAAGGAAUCUUAUAAUAGUCUCUGUAAUAUCGUUAUGGCAUCUUAUCAUGGUAUCAUAACAUUGUGAUGGCGUCAUGAUAUCAUAACAUUGUGAUGGCAUCUUAUCAUGGUAUCAUAUAAUUGUGAUGGCGUCUUUUCAUGAUAUCAUAAAAUUGUGAUGGCGUCUUAUCAUGAUAUUAUAACAUUGUGAUGGCAUCUUGUCAUGGUAUCAUAACAUUGUGAUAGCGUCUUAUCAUAAUAUCAUAACAUUGUGAUGGAAUCUUAGCAUGAUAUCAUAACAUUGUUAUAGUGUCUUAUCAUGGUAUCAUAACAUUGUGAUAGCGUCUUAUCAUGAUAUCAUAACAUUGUGAUGCCAUAUUAUCAUGGUAUCAUAACAUUGUGAUUGCAUCUUAUCCUUAUACCUAUAACAUCGUGAUUGCAUCUUAUCAUGAUAUCAUAACAUUGUGAUGGCAUCUUAUCAUGAUAUCAUAACAUUAUGAUGGCAUCUUAUCAUGCUAUCAUAACAUUGUGAUGGCGUCUUAUCAUGCUAUCAUAACGUUGUGAUGGCGUCUUAUCAUGGUAUCAUAACAUUGUGAUGGCAUCUUAUCAUGAUAUCAUAACAUUAUGAUGGCAUCUUAUCAUGCUAUCAUAACAUUGUGAUGGCGUCUUAUCAUGGUAUCAUAAUGUUGUGAUGGCGUCUUAUCAUGUCUCUAUAACAUUGUGAUUUCAUCUUUGUCAACUUUAGGUCAGCGAGGACAACUCUGUUGGAUAAAUCUGUUAGAAUCUACCUGUGUUUAGAUUUUACUUCAGUGACGAAAACCAAGAUAGUCUACUACCAAGCUCAUGCAGGUAAGAAUCUAUUGCUAGCAGGUAAAAGUCUUUUGUGAAGGUUAGAGUGUAUUGUUGGCAGGUAAUAGUCUAUUGUUAGCAGGUUAGAGUCUAUUGCUGUUAUGUAAGAGUCUAUUGUUGGCAGGUAUGAGUCUAUUGUUGGCAGUUAAGCGUCUAUUGUAGGCAUGUACGAGUUUAUUGUUUGCAAGUCGGAUUCUAUUGUUGGAUACAUCUUUUAAUGUUCCUAAUUUAUUUUAGUGACAUUACCAACUAUAAAAAUGUUUUUUGCGGCUUUCUUAAAUAUAUCUAUGAUCAACGAUUUCGAUAUAAAAUGUAAUGGAUUAAAUGAUAUAUCUUAACAGAACAAAAAACAAUUAAUAUAGUCAUCAAGCAAAGCAAUUAUAAUACAGUUACCGUAUAAACUCAAGUAAUAACACAUUUUCCGUUUUUAUUCUAGUAAUAACGCUGUUACCGUAUAUACUCGAGUAAUAACAAAGUUUCCGUAUAUACUCGAGUAUUAGAGAGGGGUAUCGAGCCGAACGCUGUUGUAGCCGACUCUUUUUCACCCCAUGUAAACAACUUGUAUCGUUCAAUAACGAACAAAAUUAGAUUUGUGUAUAAAUCGAAUAUUAUUCUUCUUCUUAUUUUUAUUGGAGUGGUUUUAUAUAGCGUGGUACCCAGCCCAGGAAUGGACUCACCACGAUGUACUUACAAUUUAACAAACGUAAUCACGUACUUUAAAAAAAUUACAUACAUUAAUUAAAUAAAACAAAAUAAAACAUUGUGGCAGUGAUGUUUUUUCAGCGAGCCGUCUAGGUAGAGAAGAUAGAUUCUCCAUUUCGUAUAGUCCUUUCAGAAAUCAUAUUAUAACAUUCAAAUCACACCCAGUACAAAUGUAAAUCUCUACAUUCUUCCACUACAUUUUAGCCUUCAUUGAAGCAUAGUUUGAUGAGACCCGGUGUAAUGUGAUAGUUGUACACAAGGUAUUUUUACUUUCAUGCUGCAGUUCGAUUUUUUUUUCUAUUUUAAAAACGUUUCUUUAUAAAUAUUGUAAUGUAUCUUUUAUUUUAUUGUUAGACUAAAACCAAACGAUUUUCAAAAUUGCCAAAAUUACAAAAAAACAAAAAACAACAACAAACAAACAAACCCAAAAAGGCCCCCAAAACUUCAGUGGUUGCCAAACCGAACAGAGCGAACCCGAGCUGUAAUAGUUACCGACUCGAACCCGAACCUACGCUAUUACCAAACCGACCUGAACCCCAAACUUCAGUUGUAAGCGACUUUCGUAUCCCGCAUACACGGGAGGUAGAAAUAGUUCUUUCGGUUUUGAUGAACUUGUUUUUAUUUCAUUAAACAAUUUGUGGUAUGCGAUGAUAGUGUUCUUUAACUGUUGGCUUACUGUUGGCUUACUGUUGGCUUACUUUUUGUUUACUGUUGACUUACUGUUGGCUUACUUUUUGUUUACUGUUGGCUAACUGUUGGCUUACUUUUGCUAACGGUUGACGUACUGUUGACUUACUGUUGGCUUACUUUUAGUUUACUGUUGACUUACUGUUGGCUACCUGUUGGCUAACUGUUAGCUAACUAUAAUUUGGAUAUCUCCACCCCCCCACUCCCCUCUCCCCCAGCCAAAGACCCAGUUUUACUUGACUAUCUGACAACGCGCAAUGCUGCCCUGUCCGUGGAGUCUAUCGACGACAUCUGUACGGUGGACAGCCCUUACGAUGCAGCUUUGUACAGCAUCCUGCUCAACACAGGUGAGGAGGAUUUACUAAAGGGAUUCCAUCAUGUGUAGCUUUCCUAUCUAACUGUGAAACAUUAAAAAUAUCGUAAGGGCUCUGUACAGUAUUGAGUUGCGAAAUGAUUGGCUUGGCUGCGUUUCAAUCUUUCCAUUUAACACACCACAGCUGACCCGACUGCCGGUAUCCAGGACUGUCCGAGUGAGUUUGAGGCUAUCUACAACACCACCGACACGAGCUGUGACUACACACUGACCACGUGUGAGCACAAGACAAGGAUCAAACUGUCGGCCACGUCCUGCCAAAGGAGACCAUUCUACUCAGGUAAAACAAAAUCGAUCAUAAUUCGAGGGCAGUGCUACCUUUGGUGUGGAUCCUAUCCUGGGCAGUGCUACCUUUGGUGUGGAUCCUAUCCUGGGCAGUGCUACCUUUGGUGUGGAUCCUAUCCUGGGCAGUGCUACCUUUGGUCUGGAUCCUAUCCUGGACAGUGCUACCUUUGGUCUGGAUCCUAUCCUGGACAGUGCUACCUUUGGUGUGGAUCCUAUCCUGGGCAGUGCUACCUUUGGUGUGGAUCCUAUCCUGGGCAGUGCUACCUUUGGUCUGGAUCCUAUCCUGGGCAGUGCUACCUUUGGUCUGGAUCCUAUCCUGGACAGUGCUACCUUUGGUGUGGAUCCUAUCGUGAAGUCUUUUUAUUCAGCACAGACAAAUCUGUAAAAAUUAUUUCAUAUACCUAUAUUACAUUAUUAAAAAAAUCGAGCAGCGUACAUUUCCAACACUAAGCAAUCAACUAAAAUUCCGCGGUAAGGACUCAGAGAAGCUCAAACCAGUGAAACCACAAAUGUACUGAUUCGUUCAAAAAAAAUCAAAACUAAAUAAACUGUCUUUUAGAAGGGCUCAACAUUAUUUUCAAACAUUAAAAAAAAAAUGAAAAAUAAAAAUAAAAUAAUGAAAUCAACUUCUUUUCUCGCUUAAACAAUGAAAAAUAUCAUUCAUGACUAAGACUGUGUUUAUGAAUCUUGAAUCCGAUUUAAAAUGUUUAAGACUUUUUGAAUUAUUAUGUGGUAAUAGAAGUUGUAUAAACAACCCCACAGUUCAAGGUGACGUGAGCUGCAUCUACACCACUAAUGUUGGAAGCACUACCUACCUCACGCUCAUCAACAAUGACGUCAACGUGGACGGCAAUGAUACGUAUAAAUUUACUUGUAUUGUAAGUAGAUAGUUAAUCACGGUGUACAACCUUUGUGUACAAUCUUUGUGUUGAACCGAAAUGUUCAUCAUUGACCAAAUAUUAGAUGUAUCCUCCUCGUGAAUUGUUCAAUUUGAAUUCCCCAUUUAUUCUUCCUUUCUGACACAAACAAAGUCUUAAUACGCAAUGAUCGACUAAAUGUGGUUCACUGAAGUUAAUUUUUUUUUAAAAGUCAAUUACUUACAAAUUGAGGCUGAAGAGUUGUUAGCGGUCACAUAAUUGUAACACAUGCUAUUCUAUAGUCGAUGUAACAUGGUUAACUAAUACUCUGUUUGAUUGUCAUGGAUGCUGCUAUCACUUGAGUAAUGUAAUUAAUUCUCUCAAUCCUAAACUCAAACUUCACUGUCCUCUCACACAAUGAGGUGUCAACGUCCAUGAAUAAAUUUUACAGUACUUUAUUAUAUGAAUUACUACAACAAAAAUAAGACUUGCUAUGAGGAUAUCCUGCAAUAAUUCUAGGAUGCAAUAAUCACACACUUAUAUAAUAUUCCACAUCACAAUUGAAUCACAAUACUUCAAUACUUUAAUAAUCCAUGCAAGAGAGAAAUAAAAAGAUGUCUGCUCCCUGUUAGAUAAAAUGGUACACUUCUCGGUCUACUCAAGCGUGCGAUCUACCUCUCCCUGUCAGAUCAAAUGGUAGACUCAUCGCUCUAAUAAAGCGUGCGGUCUACCUCCGCUCUAGAAAAAAUACGGUUCCCUCUUUCUCGUGAUUAACAAGAGACUACAACGUUAUAAUCCAAUUACUACUCCAUCCUGACAGAAUAGUGUCGUGUGUAAAAUUACACCCAACUUGGUCUGUUACCAUAAUUUUUCGGGAAUCGCUAGUGAGUCGAAACAUUAAACUUUAUAUAUAGAACAAAUACAUUUUAUUUCACACUAGCCACAACUAAUUUCUGAGUGAAAUUUUAGAAAUGCAAAGAUUUCAAGGAAUAUAGUUGAAUGUUUGAACACUGCUGGGAGAAGGCCCCGCUGUCAUUUGACAGAUAUGAUAAUUCAUCCUUGACCGGCUUAAACUUUUAAUAGGAUUUUUCAUGUCUUAGACCGUAAAACAUCACAGCAUUACUAUUUUUAGAACGUCGGACAAAUAUUUCUUAGAACAUGGAAACUAAUAGUGUGUCUCUGCAAAUCGUUCGGACCACCCUUGUAAUCUAGGGCCGCUGUUACAUGUGGCGUACGCGCAAUGAAGUCCCAUUCCACAAAAUAGAAGUAAAAUAUAUAUUUUUUUAAAAAUAUUCGUAAUAUAUAGUUGUAAACAAGUUUUGCUUGAGGUUAAGGGCCUCUUCGCUAACAUAGCAGUACUGAACAGUGUUGGCAUUUUGUCAGGCCCGAGUACCCGGAUGAUUACAGCAGUUCUAUAAAUAGAUUUCAGCGAUUAAAUUGCAAGCACUAUAAACAGGAAUAUAAUCUUCCCCACAGCAGCAAUUUUAAACCAACACCAUCCAGGUGCUGAGUCAAAUCAUGUUUUUUUUUUAAAAUUUAAAUAUAACAAAAAUAUUCCCGUGUUUCAGGCCUUCACUGGGUCAGACAAAUUACUCACCUUCACCCAGUCUCCCCGAGGUUGUUACGAGGGCCAAGCUCCUGAUGAUGCCAACACAACCACGUUUGUUUACACGCAUUUAGGUAUGUCAAAAAAAAAUUAAUAUUGAAAAAUCGUUGUUUACCGACAACUUAACUUUUGUGCUUAAUUACGCGUGACGAGCACGUUACAAUGAUACCGGUUAUUUCCCUUUGACUGUUCCCGCUGUGAAUCCCAUGACAGCUGCUCUUAACGUCAUAUCAACAAACUCUACUAAUCGAUAUCCUGAUAAUCGAAUUACAUGUCAUACGCUUUAAUUGCAUUUUCUAUCUAAAGCACUUUCAAUAAUGAUUUAAAAGUAGUUUCUCACAUAUCUUUCUGUGAUGUUUCUCAUUGCUUACACAACUAUUUGAUUGAAUAUAUCUGUCUGAUAUAACUAACGAUUUUUUUUUUAAUUUUGAUCCCACUCCAGAUUCAUGUCGUAAGUAUUCAUUGUUUUAUACAUUUAUGUUUUUAAAAUUUUAUGUUUUAUAAUUAUUAUUGAUAAUUACCACCAAGGAUUUUGAACAAUCUAUUAAAAAUGCAGUUACAUUGAGCUAGCUAUUGCAAGCAAUAUGCAACCUGUACCACAAGAAAAAAUUGUAUUAUUAUCAUUGAUACUCUUUUAGUGGUUAUUUUACCCCAUCAGAGUAUAAACAUUGUUUUGCAUUCCAUAGAGGCCGAUUGCAUUCUAAAACAUCAUGGGUUUUUACACGGGUCCAUAACAUCUGACACAAUGCUAGAAAAUCAUCAGCUUGUUUGAAUAUCUACUGUACGUCAUUCAAACAUAUAAUAUUUACUACGUCAAACAGACACAAUAUUUACUGCGUCAUACAGACAUAAUAUUUACUAGGUCAUACAGACAGAAUAUUUACUGCGUCAUGGAAACAUAUAAUAUUUACUAUUAUUCCCAUGUUUGUAAUUUUUAUACAUACCAUCACGUGACAGCCGUCCCAGAGGAGUUCAACUGGAUCAUCGUUGUCGCUGUUAUUGCCGGAGUUAUCGCUCUUAUUAUUAUCUCCCUUCUCAUUUGGUACUUCUGCUGUAGACGAAGAUGUCGUGUGUGCCGGAAACAUGAAUCAAAGAGCCGGGACAAAGUCAGGAUUGUGGGACGUGAUGACGGGAACAAUGGUGAAAGUGGAUACGGAAAUAGCGGAGGGAGUGGAUCCGGAAGUGGAAAUUUAAAAGAUGGACGAGGUCAGUCUGGGGAAAGAGGCAAGAAAAAUUCACCGUUAAAAAUCUUAUUGGAUAAUUUUACCCUGGAUGAGGAAGUGGAUAAGUCAAGGUUGAAAGACAAAAUGAAAGAGGAAGAAGGGCAGACUGAAAGGAGUGAAGAGAACGGAGAGGAGAAUCAGGUUAAAGAAGAGGGAAGCGUGGAGAUGGACGGAGACAACGACAAGGAGAAGGAAGGAAUUAAUGAAAAUGAAAGUGGGAGUCAUUUAGAGGGCAAGAUCCGGCCGGUAAGUCAAUAUGAAGGUGGAGGGGCGUGGUGGGGGGUGAGGAGUAGACACUUAAGCAUUGGUCUAUUGAUCGAAAAGUUUUGGGUGGGACGUUCUUGCACUGAGAAUUGUAGUAUGAUGAUACCUGAAGCAAACUGUGAACGGUUUGUAGGAUAGAAUAUAUUAAACAUAAACACUUGUUUAAAAAAAAAAUUGUUUUAGGAACUUCAAUGUUUCCCUAACGCAUCCAAAGCCAGCAAAAAAAGUGCGUGCCUCGUUAUGUAUUAACUGGAAAUGAUCUGUGGAAAACCAUGGAGGCUCAGAACCACAGAGCACCCCCACCCCCGCCCAAAAAGCUCCCCUACUUUCGCUCGGGAACCUUCGGCGCUCUCGCUUUCUUCUUCCUUUACCCCCCUCCCCACCCCCGAAUAUGCGCUCCCCACCGGCCGAACAGGAAUGUCAAACGAAUCACUUUUCGAAUGUUUGAAACGCUCUGUAAACCAAAGUUACUGUUAACAUGCGAUAAUUCAACAAAAAAAACAAACUUACUAACUUUUGUCAAAUUCCUCAAACCACCCUUUUUACUUGAUCAUUGGGGACGUUCUGGAAAGCACAAUUUCUAUUUACAUUUUAAAAAAAGAAAAAUACAUCGAAUAUUUUUCGCUUCUCUAACUAUACAGUAAAAAAUGAACAACUUGAAACACUUUGUUAGUAGAAAUUAUGCUUCUUUCAAAAUAGCUUUAAAAAAUAUUGCAAAUUGCAAAUGUUACAAUUUGUUUCAUCGUAUCACGUCCUAGAAAUGUUUGGUAUGACGACAUUGAAAUGUUUGGUGAUGACAUAGAAAUGUUUGGUAUGACGACAUAGAAAUGUUUGGUAGGACGACAUAGAAAUAUUUUUUUGUAAAGGCUAGUUUACCGAUAGAGGUCAUGAUUUUUGUAAAACUAAUUUUAAAAGUAGCAUCAUGUUGACCGAUAAAGUAGAAGACUCACAUUAUUUCCCUGUCUGAUGUGUUCACUCAUCUGUUUGGAAGGUAAGAGAUGGAGAGGGAAAGGCAAGAAAGAAAAGAAGGAAGAGGAGAAAAAGAAAACGAAAGAUGAAAACAGUUUCAAAAACGUUGGAGGAUGGCACCGUAGUAAGUCUGGAACUUUGUAACUGUCGAGUCCAGGAUUUAAGUGUUACACAGAGUCAUAUUUCAAUGUUUCAGUGUUUUACAGACUCAGCUUUCAAAGUUUCAGUUUUUAAAGAUUCAGAUUUAGUGGUUCACAGACUCAGUGCAAAUCAUUGAUUGUGUUUUAAUAAUUGACGCGCAAAAUAAAAUGUUCUACAACUGCACUUUGCAUUGUGAAAAAAAUGUUUUUAUUUAGCUCACAUGACAAAAAAAAUUUGAAAAUAGGAUUUUUAAAAACUAUGGUAGUUGAUUUUUUUUUAUUUCACAGAAAGUGAAUUAAUUUUAAAUUUGAUAAAAUAAAUGAUUUUAUUAAAUGGGAAGCUCAGAUUUUCAUUCCGCAAUUUUUUGGGUGGGCUAUUUUAGGUUGUGAAAAACUUUAUUGAAUUUUUAAUGUGCAGGUUGAAGAAGAGUUAUCGACCGAUUGGACCGACUCCGAGAAGGCCAGCCAUGACGCUGUGAGCGAUAAUGAAACUACAGAUGUCAGCCAUUCUGAUGACGUCAGUUCCGCUGGUGACUCCUAUUCUGAAGACGAAGAAAGUGACGUGUCGCAAGACUCUGAGGUACAAUUCAUGGUUUGGUGAUGUUGGUUAGAGACAGAAUAAGGAGAAAGAUAUCCGAUUUCUCAAAUAGAAAGAAAUUGUUUGAUUCUCAGUUAGAAAGAAAUGGUUUAAAUCUCAAAUAGAAAGAAAUUGUUUGAUUCUCAAUUAAAAAGAAAUGGUUUAAAUCUCAAUUAGAAAGAAAUUGUUUGAUUCUCCAUUAGAAAUAAAUGGUUUAAAUCGCAAUUAGAAAGAAAUUGUUUGAUUCUCAAUUAGAAAGAAAUGGUUUAAAUCGCAAUUAGAAAGAAAUUGUUUGAUUCUCAAUUAGAAAGAAAUGAUUUGAUUCUCAAUUAGAAAAAAAUGAUUUGAUCCUCAAUUUGAAAGAUAUAAUUCGAUUCUCAAGUACAAAGACAUUUGCAAAAAGGAUCAAAACGUUUUUUUGUCCCUCAUACCCUUAAAAAACACAAGAGCUAAAAAAAACUCUUAACUAUACCGAAAACAAAGAAAUACACAAAAUUCAAAUGUUCUCAUGUUUAAAAUGCUCCGUUGUGUCUUCUAUCGACCAGAACACUAUCUGGAACAUACGCCUAUAUAGAAAAGCUCCAUUCAUAUCCUUUCUCUUGUCCUAUCUGGAACACACACCUAUAUAGAAAAGCUCCAUUCAUAUCCUUUAUCUUGUCCAACCUUGUCCCAAAUCGAUAAAAUAAUAUCGUUGGUAGAGCGUACGUCUUUUUUGUACAGCACAGGAGAGUCAUUUCUCAAUCUAUAAUGAUACAAACCCUCAAUAAUCAAUAAUCAAUAUAUCUACGUGAGGCCCCCAGCUUAGAACCAACGUUUGAUUUUUGUGUGUUUACAAACGUAUCUGUAAUCGGUUUUGAAACAGUAUGUCUAAACCUUAAGUCAUGGAUUUUUUUUUUAUUGCAAAGAUGGAAACAUAUUAUACAUUUUGAAAUGUUGAUAUUCCCAUACCAAUAUAUAAUACGCGCAGAAAGUAACAGUACUGCACCUCUCGUAUCUUAAAUGCAUGCGUGGGCUUGUCGCCGGUACAGAUCUGCAGUCGUCACGUGUUGACAGUAGUGUUAAUGGAAUAUGUUUGGCCGUUGUAGUUGGACAUGAGUCUCUCACCGUUGGAGAUCUUUUCACAGUUGACCACUAUUUUCGCUUGAUCUAGAGUUGUCGUGACAAAAGGCCGAGUUUGUACACCUAGACACAAGAAUGGCGAGAUAAGUUUGAUGAGAUGGCACCAACUAACUCAGUUGUGCCGUCUGUUGCUACAACGAAAUUUUACAUUUCUUGAAAGGUAAUUGGAGAGGGAAGUCUGUUUGACCAGAACUAUUUAAUACAGAGUAGCACACGUUCUCUCCAGUAGCUGCUGCAUUAGAUUUGUAAAGUCUAAGACGAUCAUUCUUGAAACUUAACAUUGCUGAAUACCGCGUUCAUCGGUUGUUGAAAGGCAUAGGAGCAAUUUCUUACCAGAUGCAGUUUGGACAACGAUUGACGGAGCCAGAUAUGUUGGCCAAAUAUGCGGGUCAGAUGUGCGGGUCAGAUGUGCGAGCCAGAUGUGCGGGCAAGAUGUGACGGCCAGAUAUGUAGGCCAAAUAUGAGGGCCAGAUGUGCGGGCCAGAUGUGCGGGCCAGAUGUGUGAGCCAGAUGUGCGGGCCAGAUAUGCGGGCCAGAUAUGCGGACCAGAUAUGCGGGCCAGAUGUGCGGGCCAGAUGUGCGGGCCAAAUAUGCGGGCCAGAAUGGAUGUGUCAAGCAUUUCUGUGUAGUGUGUAAGAGGAUUUUUAGGAAUCUGUUGUCUCCGACAGAAGUAAAAUUCACAAAGGCGUCUCCCCUUCCGUUGACAGAAUAUCUUUCAUUUAAUGGUCUAUCAGGCGUCUCCUUCCGUUGACAGAAUACCUUUCAUUUAAUGGUCUAUCAGGCGUCUCCUUCCGUUGACAGAAUAUCUUUCAUUUAAUGGUCUAUCAGGCGCCUCCUUCCGUUGACAGAAUAUCUUUCAUUUAAUGGUCUAUCAGGCGUCCCCUUCCGUUGACAGAAUAUCUUUCAUUUAAUGGUCUAUCAGGCGUCUCCUUCCGUUGACAGAAUAUCUUUCAUUUAAUGGUCUAUCAGGCGUCUCCUUCCGUUGACAGAAUAUCUUUCAUUUAAUGGUCUAUCAGGCGUCUCCUUCCGUUGACAGAAUAUCUUUCAUUUAAUGGUCUAUCAGGCGUCUCCUUCCGUUGACAGAAUAUCUUUCAUUUAAUGGUCUAUCAGGCGUCUCCUUCCGUUGACAGAAUAUUUUUCAUUUAAUGGUCUAUCAGGCGUCUCCUUCAGUUGACAGAAUAUCUUUCAUUUAAUGGUCUAUCAGGCGUCUCCUUCCGUUGACAGAGUAUCUUUCAUUUAAUGGUCUAUCAGGCGUCUCCCCUCCGUUGACAGAAUAUCUUUCAUUUAAUGGUCUAUCAGGCGUCUCCUUCCGUUGACAGAAUAUCUUUCAUUUAAUGGUCUAUCAGGCGUCCCCUUUCGUUGACAGAAUAUCUUUCAUUUAAUGGUCUAUCAGGCGUCUCCCCUUCCGUUGACAGAAUAUCUUUCAUUUAAUGGUCUAUCAGGCGUCUCCUUCCGUUGACAGAAUAUCUUUCAUUUAAUGGUCUAUCAGGCGUCUCCUUCCGUUGACAGAAUAUCUUUCAUUUAAUGGUCUAUCAGGCGUCUCCUUCCGUUGACAGAAUACCUUUCAUUUAAUGGUCUAUCAGGCGUCUCCUUCCGUUGACAGAAUAUCUUUCAUUUAAUGGUCUAUCAGGCGUCUCCUUCCGUUGACAGAAUAUCUUUCAUUUAAUGGUCUAUCAGGCGUCUCCUUCCGUUGACAGAAUAUCUUUCAUUUAAUGGUCUAUCAGGCGUCCCCUUUCGUUGACAGAGUAUCUUUCAUUUAAUGGUCUAUCAGGCGUCUCCUUCCGUUGACAGAAUAUCUUUCAUUUAAUGGUCUAUCAGGCAUCUCCUUCCGUUGACAGAAUAUCUUUCAUUUAAUGGUCUAUCAGGCGUCCCCUUUCGUUGACAGAGUAUCUUUCAUUUAAUGGUCUAUCAGGCGUCUCCUUCCGUUGACAGAAUAUCUUUCAUAUAAUGGUCUAUCAGGCGUCCCCUUUCGUUGACAGAGUAUCUUUCAUUUAAUGGUCUAUCAGGCGUCUCCUUCCCUUGACAGAAUAUCUUUCAUUUAAUGGUCUAUCAGGCGUCCCCUUUCGUUGACAGAGUAUCUUUCAUUUAAUGGUCUAUAAGGCGUCUCCUUCCGUUGACAGAAUAUCUUUCAUUUAAUGGUCUAUCAGGCGUCCCCUUUCGUUGACAGAGUAUCUUUCAUUUAAUGGUCUAUCAGGCGUCUCCUUCCGUUGACAGAAUAUCUUUCAUUUAAUGGUCUAUCAGGCGUCUCCUUCCGUUGACAGAAUAUCUUUCAUUUAAUGGUCUAUCAGGCGUCUCCUUCCGUUGACAGAAUAUCUUUCAUUUAAUGGUCUAUCAGGCGUCUCCUUCCCUUGACAGAAUAUCUUUCAUUUAAUGGUCUAUCAGGCGUCUCCUUCCGUUGACAGAAUAUCUUUCAUUUAAUGGUCUAUCAGGCGUCUCCUUCCGUUGACAGAAUAUCUUUCAUUUAAUGGUCUAUCAGGCAUCUCCUUCCGUUGACAGAAUAUCUUUCAUUUAAUGGUCUUUCAGGCGUCCCCUUUCGUUGACAGAGUAUCUUUUCAAAACGGCGAAAUUCGGAAACACUAUGCCACAGAAUUGUGUCACUCCGAGCCGUCGUUAUAAAACUCUCUCGGAAUUGUUCGGCCACCAUUUUCAAACGGCGUCCCUGUUCACGACCACUUUUCAGGAAUACUCUUUCCUCCGCUGGAGAUCGACUCCCACCCACCACUGCCCAACAUAGCUCCAUUGGAGACCGACUCCCACCCACCACUGCCCAACAUAGCUACGUUGGAGACCGACUCCCACCCAACACUGCCCAACAAAGAUCCGCUGGAGACCGACUCCCACCUACAACUGCCCAAUAUAGCUCCGAUUAGAUCUUAGGAAACAUGUAGCUCCUGGGAAUAGUCAACUUUCACCAACAUAGUAUAACCGUUCAAAAUAACGUAUUUUCAAUAGUGCUGCAAUUGGCGCAUACUGUACUUGUUCGGCCAUGCAAUAAAUUCCUAGUCCAAUACAGAGUGUUUGUAUCCCUAUUUCAGUACAUUUCUCUUUACAUACUAAAUAUUUCUAUUCCUUUUUCAAUAUGUUACUAUUCAAAUACCAAAUAUUUCUAUUCUUGUCCAAAUGUUAACUCAAUUUAAAUAUUAUGCCAUAACAGAAAACCUACUCCCUUUUCUUUCCUGCCUCCACCACUGCUGAAACGAAGAAAUAGAAACGACACCCAUGAUUCCUUUUUUAUCUGUUUACAUUCUUUUACCAUGUACGAACAGGUGGACACCUUCAACGUAUUAGCAACUUAAUCCGUUUAUCCAAACGAUUAUUAAAUGAGCACUACCACCACAAACCCCCCACACGACAGACCACAUCAAUGGCUGCUUCAUAUCACCACUUCUCCUACGCUAAUCUACUUUUCCUUUCACCGUCUGUCGUGCCCAUUGACAGCCUGGUCUGAAUUCAGGCCGUCUGCCUUUUAAAGACCACUGGUUACAUUUGUAUGUCUGAGAAUCCACGGAGCACGUUUAAAAGGAAGUACGCGUCCUGUUAUGGAAAUUGGGUCUUCGGAGUCGCGGAGCUGGUAUCGUCACAUUUUGUGUGGAGUCGUGCUGAGGGGUUCGAUUACUGUUAGAGAAAAAAAACAUUUGACGUGUUCACAAAAAAAUAUUUACCAUUGCUGUCAAUUUAUCAGUACGAUUUAUGUCAACAAUUGUGUGAUGUAGUUGGCGUUUUCAUGGAAUCGGAGCCGCAAUCGACAAUUAUUUUCACACCGAUUCUAAGUAGUAACUAAAACUAACGGUGAAUAAAUUAUUCCGGAGUCCACAAUCAAAUGAACGUUCGCAUUCAGAAAAAAAAAAUGGAAUGAGUUUUUAGUACAAAAGAAAACAUUUUUAUGUCACAUAUUUUUUUUUUUAAAUCCAUAAAUGUAAUCUUGUCAAGUGGCCAGGGCUGUACGUAAAUGAAAUGAGAAAUUAGUUCAGUAACUUUGUUAGAUGGGCUUAUAGGUGUUGCUACCGAAAUAUGUGACAGAUAGUUGUUAUAGAUCGUACGUGGUUAAGAUAACAACGGGAUCCUAUGUGGAAGGAUUGUGUGUAGUCUGAGAAAUGUAGAAAUUGUAUUUACCGUUAUUUCCAGCAAGUUGUUCGCCUAAUUAACUGGCGUUAUGGUCAACUUAUCCGUCUGAUGUUGUAAUGAUGGGAAACAUUUAAUUCGACGGACCAUUUCCUAUCGAGGACGAUGGAAUUUACGUCGUUUUAAAGUCGCAGUCCCACCGAUGUCGGAAUACACAGUUCAUCUGAAAUGUUGGCGUUUAAUGUUGGUGUUAAAUGUCGGUGUUCGAUGUUGAACGUCUUGUAGCAGAGUUAAUGGGAUAAGAAAAAAAGAUAAUCUGUAAGUAUAUCUGCCCUGACCACGCACAGAGCCCUGUCCACGAACAGUGCCUGUCCACGCACAGUGCCCACUCCAGGCACAGUACCCUGUCCACGCAAAUUUCCCUGAGAUAUUGUUUACAUAGUUGUAGCUAUAUUAUACAAUGAUGAUUUGUUUUAAUUUAAUAUUCUUGGCAACGGUGUGACGUACUACACAUAGUUUGCCUUGGGAUAGAGUCUGGUCGCCUGGAGAUCGCAAGUACUCACAUUAAAUCUGCUUCAGUCUUGAUAUAAUUUUAACACAUUUCAUUAAUUAAAGUUCCAAUGAAAAAUUGUUAAAUAAACAGAUUUGACUUACUUUGAAAUAAAAUAACGAAGUGUAUAUCUGAUCUGUAGUUUAUUUAGACUAAAGUUAAAAGGAACAUGAUAAUCUCAUUUCAGACCAGGGUUAAAAUGAUGAUAGAUUCUAAAUACAACCAGAGGUUGGCGAAAUCUUGGGAGAGCAGGCGGAAAAAUCCAGACCUGGUCCAGGUAAGACUAGUGUUAAGUGAUUGUCUCUCGUGAAGGAAUUCAAUUUGGAACUAAAAACAGACUUGAAAGAUAUUAGAGGGGACACAUAGAUUAGAGGGGACACGUAGCUUAGAGGGGACACAUGGCUUAGAGGGGACACAUGGCUUAGAGGGAACAAGUGGCUUAAAGGGGACACGUAGAUUAGAGGGGACAAAUGGUUUAGAAGGGACACGUAGCUUAGAGGGGACACAUGGCUUAGAGGGGACACAUAGAUUAGAGGGGACAAGUGGCUUAAAGGGAACACGUAGAUUAGAGGGGACACAUGGUCUAGAGGGGACACAUGAACAAGAGGGAACACAUGGCUUAGAGGGGACACUUAGGAUUUAAUAUGUAACGAAAAGACAGUAUUCCUUCUUAAUGUAUGUGCCGGGCAUAUUAUGAUUUCUUUAACCUCGCUCUACCGCCCACUAACUGGUUAUCGAUUUCAUAUGAUUGCCAAUCAUGCUUGACAGCCCAUGCACGAUACCUGAUGUAAAUUAUCAAAUGUUGAUAAUUGAUGAUGGCUAAUUCGUGUUAAUGAACAGAUCAAUGCCAAUUAACUUUGUAAACUGUAUUUGGCAGUGCCCCGUAAUCUCCAUGGCACACCUAGACUCUUGCCAGAGUUGCGCGGCACACAAUAAUUAAAACGGGGAAAAAAUCUAUCCGACUGAUUUACUUUUGUUUACCAACGUUUAAACAAGAUUCAUUUUUGGUUUCAUUCCUUAAAGACGUGAAGAUACCAUGAGUGAGUACAUUGUUUAGACGAUACCAUCAGUUAGUACAUUGUUUGGACCAGGUUUCUUGUGAAGAUACCAUGAGCGAGUACAUUGUUUAGACGAUACCAUCAGUUAGUACAUUGUUUGGACCAGGUUUCAUGUGAAGAUACCAUGAGCGAGUACAUUGUUUAGACGAUACCAUCAGUUAGUACAUUGUUUGGACCAGGUUUCUUGUGAAGAUACCAUGAGCGAGUACAUUGUUUAGACGAUACCAUCAGUUAGUACAUUGUUUGGACCAGGUUUCAUGUGAAGAUACCAUGAGCGAGUACAUUGUUUAGACGAUACCAUCAGUUAGUACAUUGUUUAGACCAGGUGUCUUGUGAAGAUACCAUGAGCGAGUACAUUGCUUAGACGAUACCAUGAGCGAGUUCAUUGUUUAGAACUGAUGCCUUUUUUUGCGUGAUGUGUUUUAUAGAAAUCAUUGUCUACUUUUUUUCAGUGAGGUUUUAACUCAAAUUUAACAGAGUCUUUAAAAUAAUAAUAAGUUAAUGUUCUAAUUUGUAGUAUUAAAAUUGUAAAUUAUCGACAAUAGUAGAAUUAUUUCCGUUUAACAUCGUAUGCGUAUACAAUACUUUUUAAGUGACUCCGUUAGUCAUACAAAACUCAAAAUAAAAACAUUAAUACAAAACAAAGAAAACUCUACAUCAAACUGUAAUGAGAUCAGUUGGAACAAAGGCAAGAGAAAGUUAUUAUUUAGCCUCUUUGUUUCUCCUCUGUACAUUGUACUUAAUCGUUUCAUACGUUGAGUGUAUUUUUGUGGUGUACUUAUUAUUUUCAUACCGAACUUAACAUGAGGUGCAUACAUUUUUUUUGUGCACUUAUCAUUUUCAUGCUGAUCUAAGCAUGUUUUGCAUACAUUUUGUGGUGCACUCAUUAUUUUCAUGCUGAUCUAAGCAUGUUGUGCUACAUUUUGUGGUGCACUUAUUAUUUUCAUGGUGAUCUAAGCAUGUUGUGGAUAAAUUUUGUUGUGCAUUUAUUAUUUUCAUGCUGAUCCAUGAUGUGCACUCACACACAGUUUUGCCUACUGAGUAAUGUUUUACCUACAAUUAUGCCGUUCUCAUAUUUUGUUCCACCUAUUUAUUAAUGUUUAACCAACAUCUAAGCCGUACAAGUAUUGAGAUAUCAGAUUGUCCUUUCCCCAGGACAAGACAAGGCCGAAAAGGCGACAUGACUUUGAAGAGAAAGAUAUGAAGCAGCUGAACGCCUUGGCUGCGGGUAUCCCCGCUAGUAAAGUGGAACUGAUCAAAGAAGUGUUUGAUAAGGCUGGCUGGCAAAGGAAGAACAGAGUCCAUAAGGGCAGGGAUGAGAUGAUGGCCUUGAGGUAUGUUACAUUACGUCAUUAAGAGAGGUAGAGGGCAUCUGGGCGGCACCUUUUCCUUUUAUUUGAUGGGGACAGCGUUUUCAGAAUUUUUGAUAGGACAAGGUUGAGCGACAAUUUCUGGCCCGUCCUGGAUGGCACUAAAACUUACGCCCAACCACCCCCCCCCCCCACCCCUGGGUACGUGUGUUGCUAAUGAAGGCAGGUUGUCUUCAGAGCUCGAAAGCGACCUGGUCAGACAAGAUUUUAAGCACUGCUAAUAAGUAGAGGUACAUUUUUUUAUGAAUUCACGAAAUAUGAAUCAUGGGAUGGACAUUUUGAUUAGGACGUACUGGGACAGACACUAUUUUGGUUUAGGACGUACUGGGACGGACACUAUUUUGGUUUAGGACGUACUGGGACGGACAACUAUUUAAUUAGGACGCCGUGGGAUAGACACAUUUUAAUUAGGACGUAGUGGGAUAGACACAUUUGAAUUAGGACGUAGUGGAAUAGGCAACAUUUGAAUUAUGACGUAGUGGAAUAGGCAAAAUUUUAAUUAGGACGUAGUGGAAUAGGCAACAUUUUAAUUAGGACGUAGUGGAAUAGGCAACAUUUUAAUUAUGACGUAGUGGAAUAGGCAACAUUUUAAUUAUGACGUAGUGGAAUAGGCAACAUUUUAAUUAUGACGUAGUGGAAUAGGCAACAUUUGAAUUAGGACGUAAGAAAUCGUUUUAAAAUUUUAUUUUAACAUUUACUUUAAAAAAAAAAAAGAACACUGUAGAUUUUAAGACGUCAAACUAAUAGCUUUAAUCUAGCCCUCCAAAUGAUUUGAGGAUAAGGCUUACAUUAAUUCUUCAUACAGAGUCACUUCCCGCCAAUAAAAGAAAACAAAAAUAUUUCCCAUGUUUUCCCAUAGCGGGACAAAAAUCAACAUUCAACAACAAAAGGGAAAAACCAGAUCUCCGUGGAAUCAUCCAGGAAACAAAUCAACCGCGAUAGAGCCGGGCCAUCUCGGCCGUGUGGGGCUUGACCCAGCUGGAAAUCCCAGCUUACUGGGGAUCCCUUUCAUGGCCGAGUACUACAGCUACACACAGACCAGGCGCCAGCUGGACGACGAGGGAUUCUGGGACGCUCAGGACGGACACUUCAAGACAUCGGAGGAACAAUUUGUACGAAAUUCUUUUUUGACUUUACGAGUUUUACAAAGUUCUGCGUUGAGCUUUUCUUUCUUUUGUUUAAAACUAUAGAACAAAAAAAAAUCCUGAGAAAGUGAAAGAAUAAGUUUGUACACGUUUGUAUUUGUACAAUUGUAUAUUUUACAUUUGUUCAUUGAAUAGUGUACAUUUGUGAGUCAUUGUCACCUAUCAGUUUUCGUUACUUAUGAACACUCACUAACAUCUUAAAGAUGAACGGUGAUUUUUUAAAAGACAUGGGAACCCUGCUAUAACGCGCCCCGCCAUAACGCGAAUUCGGAUAUAACGUAGGUCGUAGCAUGGCUCCCGAAAUUUGAAAUUCAUUUAUUCCAUCAGGCAUAAGUUCUUUGAAAAUUUUAUCAAUUGCUUGGAAAGCCUUUUUUUAAAGCGAAAAAAAUCCAAACUUUUAAAAAUGUCGUAGAAAAUGAGCCCCUAAACAAACCACGUUCAAACUAGUGUCAAAAUUAAUGCCGAAAACGAGGCUUUCUUACGGUAGAACUAUAAAUAAAAUAAAAAAAAAGAAAUAUUUUAAAACUGCGCAUUAACACAACCCCGCUUUUAAUGCGAUCCGAUUUUAUGGACCCCGAUCAUCGCGUUAUAGCGGAUUUCCACUGAAUAUAUAUAUUUUUGGCAGCGGUUCUCCGAUCUUGAAAAUGAGCUCCUGAAGGAAGAAGCGAUAACAUACGGACUGAAGGAUGAGCCAAGUGUUGAACAGGAAGCUGCUUUAGCUGUUGAGAAAGUGAGUACGCUAUCUUUGACCUUCACCUUUGGUAAAUAUUUAUGUGAUUGUGUGGGGGCAGUCACGCUGUAGUGUAUGCACAAUUCUAUGAGCAUAAUGUCAGCCCUAUUUCUUAAAACACAUGCAAUUUUUCAUCCAGUGGCGGAGCUAGGGUUGGUGCCCCCGAUACAAGCAAAGCUUUAAGCUGACCCCUUUACACGAAAACAACAUUCGCAGUUGGCAGAAAAUGCCACCCUCAAUAUAGAGAAAAAAUAUGUGCUGUCUGAAAAAAAAGGGGGGGGGGCAGACGGCUCUUUCGUCCUCCUUCAUCACAUUUGUUACCCGUUUCCUAACGUGUCCUUUUUCUCUGACCGACUCCUUUAUGAUUUUUAUGUGCCUCAGUAGCCCUAUAAUUACUUUCGUUUUGCCCAUUUUGUUUACCUACAUUGGCUCUGCCCAUGAUGUUUAACGUUGAAAGCUCUUCAUUUCAGGGGCGUAGAAAGUCCACGAAGCGGGUCAUGAUAAGUAACAUGCCACCACUUUCUACGACCAUCUCAAGAGAAGAGGAUUGCGACACAGGCAUAGACACCCAGUCUCAGGUUGGGUCGUUGGACGGCAGGCAAGACGAAGAGGUCACCAAUGUACAGGAGACAGACAAUCAGGUAGGCUGGACGUCCGCUGUCUGUCGUCGAGCUAAAUAUCUUGACUCUAUCAGCACUAUUUUCAAUUGCAUCGAUACAACGUAUGACAAAAUAAAGGUGACUCCGAAUUUAGGUAUGACAACAUAAAGGUGACAUCGAGUCUAAGUAUGACAACAUAAAGGUGACAUCGAGUUUAAGUAUGACAACAUAAAGGUGACAUCGAGUCUAAGUAUGACAACAUAAAGGUGAGUUCGAGUCUAGGUAUGACAACAUAAAGGUGACAUCGAGUCUAAGUAUGACAACAUAAAGGUGACAUCGAGUCUAAGAUAGAUCACAUAAAGGUGACUCCGAGUCCAAAUACAAGUUAACGCGAUGACUACAAAAAGUAGUACCGCAUGGUGGCCCCAUCCUUUCCAUCAUGACUAAAUCCUUUGAUCCACAUAAGAAUCACCGAAACUGCAUGUCGUGUAUUAUAUAUAUUUAUUAAUACAAAUUAUACACAAGUGCGUCUUACUCUUAACAAUAUUAGUGAGGCUAGUAUAUCAGUCGAAAUAUGAACCAAAUCUAUGUGGUCUUUUAUCUGAAAUAUGAACCAACCCUAUUUGAUCAAUAUAAUAUGAUAUACAAUUUGAUAACUGAACUAGCAGUAUCAUGUACAACAUGAUAUUGAAUCUGAGAAGUGUACCAGUAGCACUAUGUUCUAUUAACAACAUGAUAUUGAACCUGAGAAGUGAACCAGUAGCUCUAUGUGCUAUGUACAACAUGAUAUUGAACCUGAGAUGUGAACCAGUAGCUCUAUGUGCUAUGUACAACAUGAUAUUGAACCUAAGAUAGAACCAGUAGCACAAUGUGCUAAGUAAACAUGAUAUUGAACUUGAGAUGUAAACCAGCAGCUCUAUGUGCUAUGUACAACAUGAUAUUGAAUUUGAGUGUCACAGCCCACGAAUAGGGGGUACGUGAUUAUAGAAGGCACGCUGUGGUCCCAUAGGAACUGUAAAGCAUGAACAACAAUUUGACGGGAUUUAAAGACUUUAAGGAUUAACAUGUUGACAGUAGGUCUGUGCUGUGGUUUUACAGGACUUAACGUCUAAGACAACCAACCGAUAGGUGGCUCUAGUUCAUCUGGUUGUGUUCUGUCAGACAUGUUAUUACAUUCAGUUGUAACUAUUUCAUAACGCUGCGUUCUAUCUGUGGGAUAUAUUGCUUCCUCGAAUUGUAAAUUUUACUUGCUUUGAUCUAUCUUUGGGAUAUAUUGCUAUCUUCAAUUGUAACUAUUUCAUAAUGCUAUGUUCUAUCUGUGGGAUAUAUUGUUACCUCCUAUUGUAAAGUUUUCAUAACGCUGUGCUCUAUCUGUGAGAUAUAUUGUUAUGUCCAAUUGUUAAGUUUUCAUAGAGUUUUCAGCUGUAAGGCAUCAUUAUUGCUUUCAGCUGUAACUAUUUUAUAGCGUCAUGUCUCACCUGUAAGGCUUCAUUAUUGCUGUCAGUUGUAACUAUUUCAUAGCGUCAUGUCUCAGCUGUAGGGCAUCAGUAUCACUGUCAGUUGUAACUAUUUCAUAGCGUCAUGUCACAGCUGUAGGGCAUCAUUAUUGCUGUCAGUUGUAACUAUUUCAUAGCUUCAUGUCUCAGCUGUAGGGCAUCAGUAUCACUGUCAGUUGUAACUAUUUCAUAGCGUCAUGUCACAGCUGUAGGGCAUCAUUAUUGCUGUCAGUUGUAACUAUUUCAUAGCGUCAUGUCUCAGCUGUAGGGCAUCAGUAUCACUGUCAGUUGUAACUAUUUCCUAGCGUCAUGUCUCAGCUGUAGGGCAUCAUAAUUGCUGUCAGUUGUAAAUAUUUCAUAUCGUCAUGUCUCCGCUGUAGGGCAUCAGUAUCACUGGCAGUUGUAACUAUUUCCUAGCGUCAUGUCUCAGCUGUAGGGCAUCAGUAUCACUGUCAGUUGUAACUAUUUCAUAGCGUCAUGUCACAGCUGUAUGGCAUCAUUAUUGCUGUCAGUUGUAACUAUUUCAUAGCGUCAUGUCUCAGCUGUAGGGCAUCAGUAUCACUGUCAGUUGUAACUAUUUCGUAGCGUCAUGUCUCAGCUGUAGGGCAUCAUUAUUGCUGUCAGUUGUAAAUAUUUCAUAUCGUCAUGUCUCCGCUGUAGGGCAUCAGUAUCACUGGCAGUUGUAACUAUUUCCUAGCGUCGUGUCUCAGCUGUAGGGCAUCAUUAUUGCUGUCUGUUGUAAUUAUUUCCUAGCUUCAUGUCUCAGCUGUAGGGCAUCAUUAUUGCUGUCAGUUGUAACUAUUUCCUAGCGUCAUGUCUCAGCUGUAGGGCAUCAGUAUCACUGGCAGUUGUAACUAUUUCCUAGCGUCAUGUCUCAGCUGUAGGGCAUCAUUAUUGCUGUCAGUUGUAACUAUUUCAUAGCGUCAUGUCUCAACUGUAGGGCAUCAUUAUUGCUGUCAGUUGUAACUAUUUCAUAUCGUCAUGUCUCCACUGUAGGCAUCAUUAUUGCUGUCAGUUGUAAUUAUUUCCUAGCGUCAUGUCUCAGCUGUAGGGCAUCAUUAUUGCUGUCAGUUGUAACUAUUUCAUAGCGUCAUGUCUCAGCUGUAGGGCAUCAUUAUUGUUGUCAGUUGUAACUAUUUCAUAUCGUCAUGUCUCCGCUAAAGGGCAUCAGUAUCACUGGCAGUUGUAACUAUUUCCUAGCGUCAUGUCUCAGCUGUAGGGCAUCAUUAUUGCUGUCUGUUGUAAUUAUUUCAUAGCUUCAUGUCUCAGCUGUAGGGCAUCAUUUUUGCUGUCAGUUGUAAUUAUUUCCUAGCGUCAUGUCUCAGCUGUAGGGCAUCAUUCAUGCUGUCCGUUGUAACUAUUUCCUAGCGUCAUGUCUCAGCUUUAGGGCAUCAGUAUCACUGUCAGUUGUAACUAUUUCAUAGCAUCAUGUCACAGCUGUAGGGCAUCAUUAUUGCUGUCAGUUGUAAAUAUUUCAUAGCUUCAUGUCUCAGCUGUAGGGCAUCGAUAUUGCUGUCAGUUGUAACUAUUUCAUAGCGUCAUGUCUCAGCUGUAGGGCAUCAGUAUCACUGUCAGUUGUAACUAUUUCGUAGCGUCAUGUCACAGCUGUAGGGCAUCAUUAUUGCUGUCAGUUGUAACUUUUUCAUAGCGUCAUGUCUCAAGCUAUAGAGCAUGUUUAUUGCUCGCAACUUAUUUUUUCAUAUCCACAUUUGUUCGAUGUGUCAAGUGUGUUUAAAAGUCGAAUGUUUUUAGAAUUGGUUUAGACUUUUUGCUGUGAAAUGGAAAUUAAAAUAAAUAACCAUGCAAACAAAUGUGUUGAUUAUUGCAAGGUCGUCCUCACGCGCGCAACUUUCCCAUACUCUUAUCCAUACUUUAUCCAUGGAUUCAUAAAAAUUCAUAACGUCUCCACUGAAAGACAUCUUUAUUGAUGCCAUUUGUAACUAUCUCAUAGCGGCGUGUGUCAGCUGUAAAGUUUGUGCCAUGUUUAUAGUUACGUUUGGCCAAGUAUAUUAUAUUGGUAUUGUUAUAGGUAUCGGAUUGUCAUUGGUAUUGGUAUUGGCAUUGCAUUUGGCAUUGGUAUUGGUAUUGGCAAUGGCAUUGCUAUCGAAAUUGGUAUUUUUGAACAAUUUGAAAUAAGUUAAAAUAACUACUUAUUAACAUGUUGCUGUAGUUUUAAAUUGGCUUACAACGGGAGAUGUAUGCAGGAUCGGUUUUUUUUUCAGAACAUCUUCUCGUAUGUUUAGCUUGACAUUGCCUUUGCUGUUCUGUGGUUUCGUAUUGUGACAUGAACAUUAGUGUCAAAAAUAAAAGCAUAAGAAAAGUUGAACUUUCAUUUAAAAGACUUUAAUAUAGAUUUUCAAACACUGGCCCUGAGCUCAGGAAUCCUAUUCUGCCAAUAUGACGUCGUUGGGAUCAAGGCUGAACGGUUUUCUACCACCUGUCAAUCAACAGUCCAUCUUUCAGUCACUCGGUAUGGGUCAAGCAAGUGUUAAGCAGACGUCUUCUUUUGACUAUGAAAGAUUGUUCUUUGGAAGACAGAAUUCUGAGACUGAGUACAAAGAUAAGGAGGUUUCUAGAAAUGGGGAUGACAAGGUGGUGUGGCUAAAAAGAAGCCGGUUCCGAAAUGGGUCAAAGACAACAAAUGCCUCGGGGCCAAAGAUCAGCGUGAGUCGUGAGUGUAGUUGUGUCUGGAGUGAGUCAGGACUAACGAACUAAGAUCAGCGUGAGUCGUGAGUGUAGUUUUGUCUGGAGUGAGUCAGGACUAACGAACAAUAGACUGAGCGCAUGAAAUAAUUAGGGCCUGUGAAUUGGGGUGGUGGUGGUGGUGUCCGAUUGUAUUUAAUGUCUAGGAUUAGUGUAGGAGAGUUGUCGGAAUGAUGUGGGAGAGUUAUGGGGUAUGUUUGAGGAUCAGGUGCAAAGGAGCAGACUCUCAAAAUCAGAAGGUUCAAAAAAGUCAUCAAAUUUAUAGGGCUGAAUCAUACUCAUUUUUUUAAAACGAGGUUAGGGGGCAAUGUUGAGUCUUCGUCCGGGGCGUAGAUUUGCACUCAAGACAUAUAUCUUUAAAAUCUACGAUUCAGACCCCAUUCUCAGUCAGAUAAACAAUGUUCGAUCCUGCUGAGUGUCGUCCAUUGCUUGACAGGGGUAAGUAGUACUUGGGUGGGCUAGAUCAAUGUUUUUAAAAGCUGUUUUUAAAUUAAUAAUUGUAUUUAUCUUUUAAAAAAUUUCAUGUUGAUUUGUUUCUUUUCUUUUUUAUUCUUCUUUUUUUUUUUUUUGUUGCUAAUUUUAAUUUGAAGCGCAGUGAGCCUAGUCCUAGUCUGUGUUACCGCGCUAUAUAAGAACACUCUAAUAAUAAUAAUAAUAAAUAACGGAUAUGUUUUUAAUUUGGCUGUAAUCAGUGAAGGAUAAAAUGUAUUGCCUUACUGAAGGAAUCUCUUUAAAGAUUUGUUUGGAUUGCUAAUUACUGCAGAGUAUUAUGUUUCUAAAUGUGAAUAUAUUUCAAAGGAACACUGUCACUGUCAGAGAAAAUAUGUUUGUUUUUUAUACGUUGGAAAGAACACUCAGCAGUAACGAACUGUCUACUUUAACAUGUGUUCUGCCAUGUCAAUAAUAACAAUGGUUCUGUAACGGACAAUGUUUUCACAUGAAAACAGAGAGGUAGCAUGAGUGAACAAUGAAUGGUGUUGACCAUGUUUUUGUCCACGAGGACAAUGAAUUUUAUUUUGAGAUACAAAUGUGAGCUCCACGUUUUUGGAGAGUAAAAUUAUGUUUUUGUCAGAGCGGUUGUUUUCCACGCUUUGCUGGUAAUGAAGUAUGAGUUGACUGAGAUAGUGAGAGCUGAGCGCAGAGCAGUAGAGUCAGUAGCGUGAGAGCUGUGUGAUUAGACAGUUGACAGUUUAGUGUGAGGACGUGUCUUUCUUAAUGAUGGAAUACUAUAGAUAUAUAUGUGAAAUUACAUUCAUGCAAGGAUUAUUUAUUAAUAUUAUCAAUAUAAAGUGUGUUCAAUAAAGUACUGUAAGUUUAACCAGGAUUCAGUAUUCUUAUUUGCGUGCCCGGAUUAUAAGUGGAAGAAUGAAGAAGCCUUAGUCGGCAUCCUGAAAUAUCAACAUAACAUAAGUAACCAUACUACUGACAUAACCCACAGCAUAAGAAAUAAGCUCCCACGCCAUGUCAGAGUAGGUGUGUUACAGGUUCAUAUAGCUUCCUUAUCAACAGAGUACUUGACACAACCAAACAUUUUGCUAAUCAAAUUAAUCUUGACAGUGUGGGUGACAGAUAAUCCAAUAUAGCCGCGGAAUUAUAAACGUCGCGUUUAUUGGAUUCCUUUACUCUUGAGCAGAACGUCAAUUGCAUAUCAUUAACAGCGGUUUUAAAAACAUGGUACAUCGACCAUCCAUAUUUAGAAAAACGACUUGUUAAACUCGACAUGUGUAAAGAUACAUUAGGGAAAUUAUAAUCAUUUCCUUGAUGACUCAAGUAAUAUCCAUUUGAGCAUAUUUAUUUUUAUACAGUUUUUUUCCCUGUAGUUUUUGCUACUUCAGAGGCUGUAAGAAUUGCAUAUAAUAAAUUGUAAGGCUUGUAUAUAGCAAAUAUAUUGAGCGUAUCAAUCAUUAAAUACUUUAAAUGGCAACGUAAACGUUUAUAUAAAGAAAAAUAAUUAUUGAUAUUAACUUAAUACUAGAUAAACUUUUGUUCAUUUACAAAGAAAAAUAUGGAAACAAAGAAGGUUUGGGAACGUACGAGUCCAGCAUUAAAAUGUCCGUAACAGCUUUUAAAAUUUCGCUGCCGGUUUGGACGUCCAGUGACAACUUGUAACUCUAUGCGAUGAAUGCUCCUAGGACGUGUCUACUGAAAGUAAAGUUACCAUGUUACAAGUUUAAACUCUUACAUGCUUUUACUUAACAACAUCACUCCUAAAAUUAUAUCGUAAAAGUAACCCACUACAACGAUAAUUUACUGGAAAUCAGCUGCCAGUACUUUAUCUUAAAAAAGCAUGGAAUAAGCGAUAAUUUUUCGCUUCAGUUUCAUUACUUCAUAACUCAACAUGCACAUCAAAUGAUAUCCCUCGUUACCAUGCAGGUUGUGGCACCGACCCUUUCCAACAAUGAUCCCAUGUCAAGGUUCUACGCCCGACUUCAAGAGUUAAAUGAGACGAAUGAUGAUGACAUUGAUACCAACAACCCUGACCCGGAUGUAGAUAAAAGAAUACGAGUAAGCAACGUAAGAGGCUUUGCUUUGCUUGAAAUUAUAGAAUAUUUGAACGUGUCACGAAACUUUUUAUUAUUAUUGAUCACUACAUGUAAUGAAAUAAGUUUAUUUAGUGAGAUCCAAAUAAACAUCUAAACUUUGAUAAACAUUACUAUUCCGUUAAUAUUUUAAGUUUCGCUUAGCUUAACAAGUAUCUAUUAACUGAUAUACAUAUACGGUACGUUAAAUAUUGCAAUCUAUUAUGUAGUAUUAAUCUGCAUUUUGAAAGGAAACAAGCAGAGGGAGUCUUUAUUUCUUACUAGCUGGGGAAACGUAAACACGUUGCGAGUGUAACAUACGGUAGAGGUACAUAAUCUAUUGUACUCAUAAUAAUAACUCUAGAUGGCUCUCCAUAUAUCAACAAAUGCUUUGUUGUAAUUAUUCUGUAAAGAAGCAUUUGGUGCGUUCUUUAUCAAACACAAUGACGUGUAAGCAGUGAAUAAAAGCGCAUCAUUGUGCUCAAUGAGAGAGGGGCAGACGAGAUCCACUCGGAAAUUAUAGUUUAAGAUAUAAAGUGUUACAUUAUUGAAGUAUUUGUACAAAAUCAUUCAAAUAAAUAAAUGUAACAUAUUACCUUUUACACCAACGACAUUUUUGGUACACGGCUUUGUUCAAUAGUUAUACUCGAAUUCAAACAAUAAUUGGUGUUUUAAAUAGGUUAAACAUUCUUAUGUAUGUUAUAUUGAAAUAUUGGACAUCACCUUACGGAUAGACGACCGUUGUAUACCAUUGCACAUGACAAGCUUUUAGACUGGGGGUGUAAUGUCUGUCACCAAGAAGAGCCGCUCUAAGCAAUCAACUUGUUUAUUGUAGACUGUGAUUAUGCUAUUGCCUUUGCUUUUUAAAUUAAACAUAACAAUAUAUUACUGUACAGUAUACCAAAAUAUGAUCUUGAAUCAAAAGAGGGGGGGGGGGGGAUCAGGAUUUCAAGUUAUUCGUUUUUUUUAGGGGUAAGGAAAAAAAAAAGUUAAUUCAAAUAAAAAUGGAAUAUAUUCUUAACUGCGAUAUUAUCCUUCGGUAUCUUUGAGACACUGAGUAGUUGAACAAGUUAAUGUCUUUAGGAUCACAGACGAAUCAAAACUGCUCUGAGGCGCCUCUUGACAGAAAGAUUGAUCUCAGACCCAAGCAAGCUGAAGAGCAAAAAAGCAGGCGUCCAGAACGAGGUCAACGGACGUCCCAUAGGUGCUAUUUAUAGCAACACAAAUCUAUCGAAAAAUGGGUUAGGAGUUGGACAGUUAAAACCAGGACCAGGGACAGACCGUUUCAAGGUUACAUCAACGAAUGGAAGCAAACCGGUAGGUGACCUAUGACACCCUGGGCAUAUACAAUAAGAUAGAGGUUAACAAAUAUGCAUUGAAAUAAUUUGGAAGAAAAGUCGUGGACAAUCAAUGCCUUUGGAUUUAGGUCACAAAUAGGAAUAUAAGGUAUAGAACGUUUAUACUGCUUCUUUUUUAAAAUCAAAUUCAUGGAGGCCAUAUAUGUAUAUAACUAUUGCUUACAUAAAUUCUGUAUUUAAUUAUUAGUGUUAAUGGCACAUGGCGUUAUAAAACCAUUUAUUUAAUAUUUAUUAUAUAGCAGCAUCAAAGUGAGAAAUGGAUCUUUAUAAACUGGUCUUAAUUAUUUUAUGGUUUUAAUUCCAUGAUUAAUUGAGCGAUUUGUUGUAUAUUUUUUUUAUGGCAGGGUAACAUAGUGUUGACGGAUCUUAAAAUAAACGGCAUUCCUGUAGGCCAGCAAAGUGACCCUGACAUCCAGGACAUCGAACAUAAAAAACAGGAGAAAGGGUAUCAGGCACCCGAUACUAGGUACAUGACAUAGAGUUCUUCUCUUCUAUGCCCUUUUCAGCUAACAGUGAAGCAUAGGCAAUUAAAAAAAAAAUUUUCAAGUACAAAUGGAGCAUAGGCCAUUGAAAAUAUCGCUAAACUACCAAGGGAGCUUGGGCCAUUGAACAUUUCUUUGAACUGAUAACGUAGCAUACGCCAUUGAUAAUAUCGUUGAAAUAAUAAGGCAGCAUAUGCCAUUGAAAAUAUCUUUGAACUACCAAGAGAGCAUGGGCUAUUUCCUUACCUUCCUGUUUCUUGCAACCUUCUUUUUCAAAAAUCUCUACUAUUCCUAUGUAGUCGGCGUAAUUUUUAAAUAAUUUUUUUUCCAUUUGCAUCAUCAGAGAGUGAAUGAGAAACAAAUAUCAACCAAACGAGAUUUAGAAACGACAUAUUAAUGCUUAAAAUCAAUUAAAGUACCAUGUAAUGUGUAUAUUUAAAAAAAAAUACAUGGGGCACAUUCUUGGCCCCCUCACCCUAGUCUUUGGGUACAAUCCUGCAAAACGCGGACACUCAAAAAAAUUCCUAAACACCAUUAACUGUGAUGACAUGAGGUAUGCUUAAAGGAAUCAGCCUUAGAAAUUGAUUCCAAAAUGGGCUCCACGAGUAAAAAAAGAUUGGAAAUCACUGGUUUAAGGAAUACAAGUCUUAAUAGAGGGAAACCAUUCAUCCAAAAUGACGUGACCAUCAGAUGUUUGGUAAUGUUUUGCCAAUAAUUGUUGUAACCUUAAACUGAAAAUUAUUUUAACAGCUUUAACAGGUUUAAUUGUUAUUUUUAAGGAAUUUGACUUGAGCCCUAUCGACGAAUGAGUAGCAUGUGUGUAGCUCUAUCAACGAAUGUGUAGCAUGUGUGUAGCCCUAUUAAUGACUGUGUAGCAUGUGUGUAGCUCUUUCAAUCAACGUUUAAAGUAAAACAUGUUUAGUUUGAUUAAAUAUCUUGAUUGUAGUGUAAUUUUUCAUAUAUAUUGUUUAAUGCGGCGCCCAGUAACAUUUCGUUAUAUCCAAAAUUAAGACUCGGAUCAUGGAUCGUUUCUUUUUUAAUGAAACAAAAGAUUUUUCUGUACUGUUAUAAGUGGGUUUAUAAAUAACUAUAAAUUUGUCUAAGAAUUUUUUUUGUUUUUUUCAAUUUCAUAAGACAACCUCUGAAACCAAUUAAACAAGACCGGAUACCACGCAAAUACUCACAACCUAUUUCUCAGAGGUUGAAACCGACCCCGUCCCAUAACGAACGGCUGAGUGAUGGUUUAAAGACAGACCAGGCUUUCCUGCAAAGAAUUCAAGCAGAUCCGGCAGCAAGAGGAAAAUCAAACAAGGCCAAUCCCAGUGCCUUCUGGUCAAACAAUCUCUCCCAACAAUUCUCGGAACACAGAAGUCCCGCUGAUCUGAGAUACGUUGAUGAUUUGGACUUGAGGCGACUCCUGGAGGAGCUGUACAAGGACAAGAAAUAUAUGGACAAGCUCAUUACAACAGCAGGUAAUCUAUGCUCGCCUGAUAACUUUGGCAAGUCAUUACUGUCUGGAGGUGUUCUUAUAGCGAAAUACUAAUUAUAUUUCAUAACAAAGAAAAAGGCUUUGAUGCAGAAACCCUGAAUUUCUUAAUGUGAACUUAAUAAAAUAUAAUUCAGCCUGUACGAUAAUGUAAAGAGACAAAAUAUUUGUAUUAAUUUACUAUCAUUUAAAAAAUUUUCUUAAGAAUAUAAUAUUUUAAGAGUACAGUGUUUCUUAACCUUAGCUUAACAACAUCGACUUCCCUAGCUUCAUGUUGUCCCUCAUUUAGCUACUCUAUCUCUAUUAUUAUAGAGGAUGACCUCACCGAGACGGAAGUCUGCAGGAGUCUAGAACAAGGUCGUGACUACCUCAUCCAGAGGGCAUGUUUCUGGCUUGAAAGGGGGCCAUUGCCCCCACCACCGCCUUUAACGGCGUUCUCGUCGAAGGAGCAGAAGGUGAGGGCAGCCGACAAGAAUCCCGCACAGAACGAGAGUUCCACGGCCAGAUCUCGCGAGAAAAAGUCGGAAACCCUAAAAGCACAACCGCCCGGAAACGGGCACAGCAAGGAAACAAAUGAGAAUUCAAAUAAUGUCAAUGAAAACCAAGAAGUAAAGAUUGGCAAUGGCCAGUGGCAGGCUCCAGAGUUGCAAGAUAGAAGCUUUGGGCAAAACCGGCAGCACUCAGCAACCACAGAUGAUUUGGUGCCGAACGGAAUCCAAUAGGGAUAAUAAAUCAUAAGGACUCGUCGGAAUCAUGUAAUAAAUUCACUUGGACAAGUUAGCCCCAAGAUAUUAAUUCAUAAGGACAUCUCAGCUUUACAAAACACGAAUGCUAAUUCUUUCAAAUAGGGUGAGGCUCUUGAAAAUGAAUUAUAAUUCUAUCAAACAGUGUGAGCUUCUUCAAAGCGAAUGCUAAAAGUCUCAGACAGUGUGCGGCUCUGCAACAUGGCUCAUUGGAAUCAUUGAGUAGUGUGAAAUCCUCUUAACAUAAGACAAGGUGAAAAGAUGGACUGGAAAUCUUAAGCAGUGCGAGAGAAGAUUUAUCAGAAAUUGUUCAAUAAAAAAAAUUUUAAUGGAGAUUUUUUUCCCACCAUCUAAUAAGCAAAUCUGUGAUACCCAUAAUUAUUUUCUUGCUGUUAAAUAUGUAAUUCAGGAAAUAAAUUGCAGUAUUAUAUCUUUA
This is a messenger RNA of Lymnaea stagnalis (great pond snail), 46054 nucleotides long. The record is from the annotation of a GenBank genome assembly. NCBI's taxonomy places the organism in Eukaryota, Metazoa, Mollusca, Gastropoda, Lymnaeidae.